Messenger RNA from Cinara cedri, 54004 nucleotides. The record is from the annotation of a GenBank genome assembly. NCBI's taxonomy places the organism in Eukaryota, Metazoa, Arthropoda, Insecta, Hemiptera, Aphididae.
AUCGAAAGUGACCGUCUGUUCACUCUCACUAUCGUUGUUACGGUCCCAAGUUGUGUACGCACACACGACGAAUAUUAGCAGAGUAUACAAAGUAAUUAUUUCAUAAAAAAAAAAAAACCAAACACAUCCGUUUAACUUUAACGUCCGAGCGUGUACUGAGUAUACCUACACGCAAGUAAGGUAUAUGCGAUCGUACACGACGAAAUAUUAUUAUCGUAUAAUUCAAAUUUGUUUUGUUUCCGUUUAAUUGGAAAUUCGAUACACUAUUGUACACCUAUAUUCGAAGUGAAUCAAAUAUUUACAAAAGCUUCAAAAUGAAAAUCGUAGAGCUGGCGGUGCUCUUCGUGUGCACUGUGGCGGUCCUGCACGUGCGUCCGUCGUUUUCGGUAAGUUUAUAAAUUAUUCGACAAACAUUUGUAUUCGUUAAAAUACAUUUUAUUAUCGUUUUUAAAAAUAUUACAAACUCGAGUACCUAUACAAUUAUUAUAGUUAUUGUUUUACAAAUAAACUCUAGUAAUGUGACGGUAGAUUUUCUAAAGAUCAAAAUUAAAAUAUACCGAAAAUAAUUUUUAUUCUUAAAGUAAAACGAAAUUAAUUUUAAAUUCGUAUUUUUCACGAAGAAUAAAUUGUCAUUAUGUAUGUAUUAAGGGGAUGGGUAUUUAUUUUCGUAUUUUAUAACACGUGAUUACAAGUUACAAUUUAUUUAUAGAGUAGCGUAAAGUAGUCGGUAAAACAAAUGAAACGUUUAAAUAAAUUAAAAUUAAACUCAAUUACUGUAACAGGAAUUGAAUAUGAAUCGUAAACGUUAUCUUGUCAGACGUUUUAGUUAAAAUAGUUAAAUCGAACUCGAUUUCGCCGUUCAUUGAAACUAAAAAAAUAAAAUAAUUCUUAUGUAUUUUUCUACUCCAUUUACAGAUGGGGUAAAAAUGAGGAGAUCUAAAUAAAUGAUAAUGUUUUAUCGACAAUAAACGCAAAUAAUUAUUAGACAGAUAUUUUGAACUGGUUUUUUCACACGUUCUGGUGUUGCCCGUGACAAUUUGUCUCUCUUUUUUUUUAACUAUUUCAAAACAGAAUUUUAAAAACUAUACAUACAUAGAACACUAAAAUAAAUUAAUUUGUCUAUUGUUGUGAAAUUAUACGAUUACGAUUUUCUAUUAUUACGUGGCGCCAUCCGAUAGUUCGAUUAUCGUUCCUAAAAUACCCAGGAUCCUGUGUCAGCCAACUAUUGGGCGUUGAAUUUUUCGAAAUCCGGAUUCGAGAUGCACACGGACCCUAUCAUCAUCCAAUUCUGUAUGCACAGACAAACACAAAUAAUUAUUAAUAUUCAAUAUAGAUUAAUCUCUUAGAAUUAUUUGGUAUUUGAGUAAAAGAUUUAAACAAAUAAUAAUUAUUCUGUUCCUUAUUGUCGAAUUAUUGACUUUUCUGAUUUUUCCUACUUUACCGAUAUCGUUAUUGACAUCAGUAAUUUCGGCGGCACAACGAAAGCGAUUAUCACUAUAUCUGGUGUAUAAUGAAAAUAAAAAAAGAAUUCGAUUUUCACCGAACCCGCAUAUUUUUUAAAUAGUAAUAAAACCUUUUCUGAAAGCUCAAGAUGGUACUUUAACGAGGUUAUUUUUUGAUUUUCGACGCCGUUUUUUAAAUAAAAGCACUCAAGUGGGAAAAAAACUUAGGAAAAUGUAUAAUUUCACGACUUCAUUAUUUUAUAAAAACACGGACGACGUUUUUACUAAAAAAAAAAUGAUUUAAUUGAAAAAUCACAAGAUACCUUUGUUGUUGCCUUUUUGAUUUAGUUUCUUACGGUAUCGUCAUAAAAACUUUUGAGCCACUUCUGAACUUUUAAAGAAUUUUAAUUUAUGAGAGUUUUUUUUGCUGUAAUCCGUUUAUAAAUACACGUAGUGACUUGAAACUUGGUAAUAAUAAUUAUAUUGGACUUACCUAGACGUGGUAAAAUUUUCAAAAACAUCAAACGACUUUUUUUUUUGUAAUAAGCGUUUUAAAAUCAUAUUUAAACGAAAAUCGCAAAAAAGAUUAUUCAAUUUCUAAAUCAUAAAAUUAUCCGACGAAAAUGGUUCGAAUUCCGUAAAAAAUCCAUCCUAAUAUUUCUAAAUUCGGUUAAAAAUUAAUACGUAAUUUUGGGAUGUUCAAAAAUGUAACAUUUUCCUCGAUCCGUCAUAAAUCAAAUCGAUACAAAAUUUAUGUUUAAGUUUCGUUCAUAGUAAGUUAUAAAAUUGUUUUUGUCAGGAUACCAUAAAUUAAUAUUUGGUUUGAUGAUAACAUGCACGCAUAGACAAAUACUUCUUUGUAUUGUGUAUAAUGAUUUUUUUUUUUUUAGCGUAAUGAGCAUCGAAAUCGAUUUGUAUAUAGGGGUGGAAUGUUUGUAUCGGGUAUAUGAUGCAAAUAUAUUAUCGACUGGGUAUUUGAAAAUAUUUUGGAAAAAUUACAAUAUUAUUAGUCAUAAUAACAACGAAAUUUGAUGUUAUUUUUAUUUUUUUAACGAUAUAACAUCGGUAAUAAUAAUGAUAAUAUCAUUAGGUAUCUGUAUUGUCGUCGAUUUGAAAAAUAGAAAGAAAAACACUUUAUUGAUGAAAUUUUGACAAUUUUUUUGGUUUCUCGUAUGAUCGGCAAUAUUCCAUAGGUCUUGCAAGAACUACCCCCAAACAUUUUCUUCUCUCUAUAUAUAUUUACAUCUCCAAUAUAAUAACAGUUCGGGGAUUGGCCACCACAUGCGCCACACAUAUUAGCCUAACUAUAUAGUUAGGCCAAAUAUAUGUCGGUAGAUAUUAUCAAGAAAACGAUGGGCUGUGGCGUGAAGAAGGACCGUUGCCGAGAACGACGGUCGCGCUGUAGACGAAAGUGUACCGCACAAGUACAGACCGCUCAAAGGACCGACCGCGAGAAAGGAAGAUCGAGGGUGAAGCCGGCAACGGUAUCGGAACGGAGUAUCGUUAGACACGCGAAUCGUUCGGAGGACGGCAUAACGGUCAAAAAAGGCCUACAAUAUACAAUCGCGAAAUAACGAGACGUUUCCGGCAUCGGCGGGCAGAGCUGCUGUGCAUCAUCCGCGGUCGGGCCACGGUGAAAACGUCGCGCGUCGCGUUUCGGCGCGGUAGCCGCGGUCGCCGGCCGCGUCGUGGCGCGCAGCCGUUUAUUACGCGCCCGUCCGCCCCAUUCCCCGUCAAGCGUCAUCAUCACGCGCGAACGCGACAUUAAUCACGGCUCGAUAUUAUUGCCGGCGCUGUUGUAAUACCCGUGCGGCUGUCGACUGCAACAAUAACGUUAUUAUUAUUCUCCUAUUAUUGGAACAAAACGCGGAAGAUAUUAGCGGACGGUAUUAUAAAUCGCUAUAGCGCUGGGCCGACCGGCGGCGGCGGCGUCCGGAGGAGACGACUGGGUUGUGUAUACGUUAUAAAUAACGACGUGAACGGGUUACUCAUCCGACGCGAUGAUAAUAUUUUUCGAACGGAACGGACAGAUGAACGUCUCGCCGCCGAAGUCGCAGUCGUACACGGUGCGCGGGUAUAGAAAUCGUCCGACGGGCAAGGGCAAACGGCAGACGCGAACACUGUGCGUCGUGAAAGGGAGUACAAAACAUACUUAGAGGCACUGUUCGUAAUAAUAACACUGUGUAUUCGUUUUCCGACGCGUUUCCAGAGAUGUUUCGGCCGUGUGUAUAACUGUACACACACACACACACACACACGCACACGCGCACACGCGCACACGCGAACGUAAAUGCGUAUUAUUAUCUUAUUGUAUUUGAUAUUAUGUAUAGUGUGUUAUCGUUUUGGCCAUCUUCAUCGCGUAUAGUUACGGGCUACCCGGUAGAUGCGCGCCGAAUUCGACUGACCUUGAACUUGCUGCCUGAUUCCAGAACGCCGCGGUCCAGCGGCGCCGCCGCCGUCGUCACGACCGCCGACCGAAUCGCGCGAGUUUUUUUACCGCGAGCCACUACUAUCAUCGUCGUCAUUAAUGUUCUAUUACUAUAGAGUUCGUUUGUUUUAGCUUUAUAUGCAUACAUUAUAGAAAACACUAUCGGAAAUAAAGCAAAAUAAUGAAAAAAAUAACAUUGAUAAUCCUCCCCUACAUCAAAAAGAAAACACUAAUAGUAUUAUUUAAAAAAAAAAAAAAAAAAAAACGGUCGAUGUACUGAUCUAUUUCGUGUCUAAUUACCCUCCCUUAAAAACAUCUUCACUAACAGACAGACCAAACCUUCCUUCUUAACUUUUAGACUUUCCCCAGUCGUCUCUCAGCCGACCAGAGAGAGUGUUCCCUAUACAAAAUAUAACAUUUUGUUACAAAAUCUACUUAUUCGAUCAUUUAUCAUUCAUCUUCAAGUGAACACACGCCAAGCAAAAUCUUACUCCAAUGGGUGUCUGAUAGACAUUUAUCUUGUCUGUAAUCAGUUAACAAGUUUUUGAAUUCCGAACUUUUUUACAUUUGAGUUUUGUCGUGCUUUCCACGGGAUGAGAAAUAAAACAACUUCGAAUAGUCGCUCCGCUCACAGAAACGUUUUUAAAAUAUUUGUUCGCAAUUUCAAUAAUUUUACCCUAGUAUCAUAUAAUGAUAUUAUUAUAUUGUCUUACAAUUAUUUUUAUACAAACUCAAUAUGUAUACAACCCAAUUCGGUGCAAAGUAUACGUCCGGGUCUUUUUGUUUUAAUAUUUAUUUGGCCCGGAGGCGACGGGGCGUUUUAUACAGAGUAUAUUACACUUACUCAUUAUACCAUUAUUAUACACUGUCGCCUCGAGUCUUCAUAUUGCAGCGCAGCAGCUCUGGCUAUUAGAGUCUGGAAAAAUACGAUCCGCUCGCGUACACUAUAAUUCCAUCGCCGUCCGCGAUUAAUCUAUACGAUAAGUACGUCAUCGUUCGACGGGCCCACGCCCUAGUCGUCAUUGAUGUUCGCGCACAAAAAAUCGGAUCGAUAUUCCGUAAAAAAAAAAAAAAAAAAAAACAACAUUUCAAAAUAUAUAAUAUUAUUAUUGCCACACUCGCAUUUAUUGUCUCUCGGUCUAACUUACAGGUAACAUAGUAAAAUUACGUUGCUUAUAAAGUAAUUUGUGGCGUUUAGAUUUAAAUUCAAAUUUAAAGUAGCUUUUUUUCUAAAAAAUUGUCAUACAAAAGUUAUAGAUAUUUUUUUCUUAAAGAAAAAAAAAACGAUACUGCUGACGAUUGUGCCACUGUUCUAGUUAAGCCGUUAGGAUAGUAAAGGAGAAAUUUAAUGUAUAUAUGUAUACGCAACGAUCAUUUCUAACGAACAACGAUUCUGAGCGGAAUUCGCUUACACGUGUUUUAAGAGGUCAUAAUAUUUGCUAUUUGAAAAUAACACAUUUCAAAUAUUUUCCCGUUUUACCUACGCUUUUCUUAGUUGUUCCCAUUUAUUAUGAAAAUUUCUUGGGAAACCAAUAAGAAAAAAACUAACAAACAUCAUUGUAAAACCAAUAAAUUCACAAAAUAAAACCAAUACUGCACUCGGAAUCUAAACAUGACAAAUUUUUUGGCGUAACAUUUCUUUUUUCAAAAAAGGCUAUGCAUAGAUUUCGAAAAUACUCUGCAACCCUUUAAAUUUAGUUAUUUGUGUUUAAACUCCGAUUCCAACCUAAACGCCACUAUUCACGUUCUAUAACUCUUGUAAUUUUGAUAUGACAUCUGUUAAUUAGACUAGCUGAAACAGUAGAUGCGAGUGUGAUGUCCUCUUAACUCCCGGCUAAUAUACUACAAUAUUAAAUAUUACCGUUUUAUAGAUUACUUAGAUCAAACGACGAUAACGAUUUCUACAGUCAAUACUCGUACAUCGAUAUGUUGAUAUAGUAUUAUCAAAAUAAUUAUAUAGGUAUACGCGAAUGGAAAACUCGAUAGAAUUAUACGAAUACAAUUCAGUGAUAUUAUUUAAAUUUAUUGCUUCGGUUUAAAACAAAAAAAAUCACGGGCUUGCGAACUGUCUAAAAUAUGCCUAUACAUCUUAAAUUACUUUAAUCGAUGUAAAACGUAAGACACCAUUUAUCUGGAAAGUAUUAAUUUUUUUCAGAAUUUGUUUUGUAGAAAAUCUAAGAGACAAGCAAUUCUAAAAUUGUACAUUACAAUUUUUUUUUUUUGGUACCUUUACUUUCAGGGAUAAAACCACUAUAUACGUUUGAUUUUUAAAUGGUAACCUGAAUUAAAACCUCGUCUAUUCACGGAAUUUUUUAAAAUCAAAAGCGGUUAGUGAUCACCAAAAAUAAGGGUCAAAAUAUUGACAGAAAUAUAAAAUUACAUAGAUGCUUGUUAUGCCUCCUGAGAUAAUGAGUGUCUUACGUUACGUUAAACACUGGUAUAGAUAUAUGCACAUUCCUAAAAUAUUUUUGUUAUUUCUUAAUGUAUAUAAAGCCACCUACCAGUAUUUUGAGUAAGCGAAUAUUCGUGUAUUGCAAAUUUCGAAUAUUAUUAUUGUGGCAUUGAAAUGUAUUAUAAUAUAUGAUAAAAACCGUGCAGCACAGUAAUCUUUGAAGGCUUUUAAAACGUUAGUUCGCACGUUUUUAUUAUAUUCUAUUCAAAUAGUUGUUGUUAUUUUUUUUUUUUUAUGAUAAAAUUCGUGCUUUAAGCUCGGACCUCCGAAUCUCGCGACUUUUUUUUUUAGUAACUCAUUGAACGUUCACGAUUUAUAUUCAAUACCUGAACAAAAAAUAUUUGAAACACGCGACCGCAAAAUCGAUUUAUUAAACGAUUUUACCUAAUAAUUAAAUAGCUAUUGAAAUUUGUCAAAAAUACAAUCGUACCCACUGCUCACAAACAUGAAGAGCCCCAUGAGAGGUACGUGAAUUUCGCAGCCAAUAGCCAUAUACUAUAAGAGGACAAAUCAAUCAAAUUUACCCUCUAGGUACCAACCCUUCAUAUUUACUCGUAGAAUCGAUUAAUUGGUUGGUUUAUUUAUUUGCGAUCGUUUGCCUGCAGAAGAGGUUUUGGGGGUAAUUGCGCUCACAGGGUAGACCAGAGGAUCGACUCUCGUCCGGUAGAUCAGUUUUGUUGAACUCAUCAUUAAGUUAACAAAUGAAAACUAGUGUAUGGUUUAUUUAAUUAAUGUUUUUGGAUUCUACAGGAAAUCGGAGUUGUCCCAUACUGCAUUUUUACCCGUGGGCGUCCUUGUUUGAUGCAACGACUAGUGUUUACCAAUGCAAUACACAAUUCAAAUCAUAUAUUAGAUUUCGAUGUCCAAGUCCAUCUAUAUACAUAUGUAUAAGAAAUCCGGAAACGUGACAAUAGAGUAUAUAUUCUAUUUUCUUUAUGCUGAGUUACAACUCUCUGCAAAUAAACCUAUGGUUAUACAGAGCGUUGAACACUGCAUGUUUGUUGUCACACCACGCGUAUUUUAACACCGACAGACAACCGGUCACGACUUUAUAAUAAUAAUAAUAUUUUACAAAAGAAGAAAAUGACACCAACGCACCCAAUAAUAAUAAUAAUAAUAAUAAUAAUAAUCCCACAAUCAUAAGUCUUUUUAUAUUAGUAUAUAGGUGUAGACCGUUGAGUGUGACGAAACGACACAUAAGUAAUAUUAUUAAUAGCGAGACUAUCCGAUCGCUGGGUUUUUUGCACGUGUGCUGCUAUAAUAUAGGUACCUAGCUGGAUGCGUGUGUUUGUGUGUAGCGUGGACACAUUCCUGGCAGAUAGGCUGCACACAACUCUUAACCCAAACGGUCUUGACCUAAAACGUCGUGAUCUUUAUUUUAUGUUUUUUCAAACAGUGUAUUAUAUAUAUAUAUAUAUAUAUAUAUUUAUAUAGUUAGGCAGAUAGGUAAAUAGGAAUACGUAUAUUAAAUAGUUGUACUUACAUUGGUUGGGUAUUUUUUAUUAGGUGUAUUAAACAUUAACGUAGAAACAGUCGGACGUCUACACGUCCAAAAGUGGCGUUUGACGUGCCCUGCUAAUGGAUUAUACCUAAUAAUAAUUGUUUUUUCGAUUAUAAUAAUAUACGCUAUAACAAGGCUGGGAGAUUUAUCAGUUUUAAACUCAUAAAGUUAACUUAAUACAGACAAAGUAAAGUUAAGUUACCUCAUUGUUUCUGUUUAACUUCGUUAAGUUAAAAGUUAAUAUCUAAAAACAAAUAUUUAAGUUUCUAUUAACAUUAAUAAAAUUUCACAUUUUCGUUGGCAAUCAAGAAUAGUUAGAUCGAGAAUAUCUAAUAUAUUUUUUUGUUUAUCGUGAGCCAAAACGAGAAGAAAAUAAAAUCGCUGAAUGAAUGGUUAAAAACAGAAAAUAUUACUCGGAAUUUCACCAAAUUUGGAGAUUUAUCAAAUGAGAAAUAAAAUGUCGAAUUAUGCAAAUUUGGCAUCGGCCAAAAUUUAACGUAAACAACUUAAAAUGCACAAAAUAAACUCUAAGUCAAUACGUUGAGCAGUACACAAAAAAUGCAAAUUAUCCAGUAAUCGUAUAAAAUAGUAACUUUUAUCGCGUUAAUCUGGGCAUUAAGUCGCAUUCGAGAGUAUAACAUCGAUAUUGCGAUCAUUAUUCUCGCUAUACUACGACCUGCCUAUAUGUAUAAUAAUAAUUUCUGUAUAGGUAUCAACAAUUCGUUAAACCGACGACGACGUUGACGAUGACCUUUGAUCCGCGAAACACUGCAAAUCAAAUCGUAUUUUUUAUUAUUAUUUUCGUAUACAGUAUCAUUUACGAUGAUUGAAAACUAACGAAAAUAAAAACACAAUAUUACGAAAUAACCCUAUUUUAAAAUCUUAUCGCAUUAAUUUCGUUAGAUUUAGACGACGCGUAUUUUUGAUGUCAAGGACGUUUUUUUUUUUUUAUAUAAUAUUAUUAUUUUUAAAUUUAUUAUUUAUACACAUAUCUUGUAGUAUCGUUGACCCACGCUCGGGCGUUAUCGAAUACGCAUGUUUUAUGAAAAAAAAUAAAACAUCGUAAAUAGUUUGGACGUACGUAAUAAUACGGUGUGUGUGUAUGUGUGUGUGUGUGUGUGUGUGUGUGUGUGUGUGUGUGUGUGUGAGAACGUUUAGAUUUAUAAUAUUGUAUGUGUGUUUUAUAGCCACUGUUUUUUGUCGAAAUCGCGGCGGCCAUUAGAUCAUAAUAUCGACCUUGAUGGUCACGGGUGGACCAUAAACGAUGUACCACAGAGAUAACGCGUAAUAUUAGGCUGGUAUUAAGUGAAUAAUAUCCCAAAGAAUCGAGUCUACGUAAAACUAUCAGAUUGUCGGAAAACGACUUAUGCCACUUCUGUGCGCACAUUAACGGUAUAAUAUUAUAAUAUACUCUAGUACUACCUAUUGUUUUUUGUUUUUUUUUUUUUUUAAUAUAAUUAAUUAAUAAACGCGGAGUUUAAUUGUAGCCUACUCACAGACAAUAACAUAUUAUUAUGUUAAUCGAGCGAUUUUUUUUAAUAUGCAGGCCUACGCGUAAACCCGACGUUUGUUAUUGGGAAAAAAUCUUUCAAAACAAAACAUUUCACGGCGACGAUAGUACCUUUUUUUUCUCAAGUACAAAUUUUGAUGGUCUGCGGCGGUAUUAGGAGGCAUUAACUAUAUAUUACUAUUCAAAAGUCGAAUAUUUUUUGUCUUUAGCUCGACAAAUUUCUGUUUUAAUCGUACAGAUUCAUCUUUUUACCGGCAAGUAGAUAUUGAUUUGCUCUUAAAGCCGAACGAUUGAGUGUGGUUUUUUUUUGAAAUUCGAACAUGAUGCGUUCAAAUUUACUCAGUUGUGUUGUAAUUGAAUGUUCUGUUAGCGGGUGCAUGUAUCGGCGUAUAGCAUAUAUGUAUGUGUAUAGAUACCUAUAAAAAAAAAUAUACCUUAUCGUUUAACUGAACGUAAUUGUAAUUAUCCAAUGGUGAAAUAUUUUCAAAAUAUGACUUGGUUAUUUUUUCAUAAUUUUACCUUUUAACAAUAAGACGUUCAUUUGACUUGACACAACCGAGACAAUACUAUUGGUCGUGAUAAUUUGCCGUCGCCUUUGCGGUUUCGCAAGCGUAUAAUAAGGCGAAAACAAUAUCUCUGGUUGACGUUUGAAUAUCAUUCUGAUCGAUGAACAAUUGUGAAAUAACCGUAUACAUAAAAUAAUAUCGAGUGCCUACAGUCUACACCCACAAUAGUUUCAAGUUCGGAAUACGAUCGGUUAAUAAAAACUCAUGAUUACAUAAUAUUGUCGUCAACUUUGACAGUGAAUAUUAUGUCAACUAAAUUAUAUACGAGAUGCUAUUUUAUUUUUAGAUAGUAUUUACAUAAUAUUAAAUCGACAAUAUACGUACCUAUUGGUUUAAUCGUUAUACGAGUUCGCCGCAGACUUGACGCGCGAUUACAUCAGUGGUUUUUCCACGCGGUAUCCGUGUCAUUGUAUUAAUAUUAUAAAUGCAUUUUCGUUCUUUAUGAUAACUGUCGCUUUUCAACACAACGCAGGCAAUUUAAGAAUUUCGGGAAAGGGGGGGGGCAGAAGGGGAAGAGGGACGUAUGCGAUUAUCUACGUUUCCUCUCGUCUCUGAAAACCUCUCUUGAUAUACACAUUAAACGUGUUUUAUUAAGCAAUUUCUCCGGAAAACCACAGAAACAUCGACCGUUUGUCGUCAGAUGUUUUGACUACACCGAACUUUUAAAUACGAAGGACUCGCUGCAACCAUGCAGGAAAUGUCAUUUUUGAAAGUGUUCAUCGCGAACAAAAAUUACAUAAUAUUGUUUGAAAUAAAUAUAAGAAAAAUCAAUUUAAAAUUAUAAUUUGAUAUCACAAAUGUAGGCAACUACAUAUUUUAAAUGUAUAUACAAAAUUGUUCUAGUAAACAAUUUUACUUUUUAAGUCCAAAUUUUUAUUUUUUUUCCGAAUUUGGUAAAAUAUAUCAGUGUAUAAUAGUCAUAACGUGACUUUUUUGUCGUAGAAUUUAUAUAUAUUUAUUUGUAAAUAUAAUGACGAAUAUAUAAAGUUUCUAAAUUUUACGAAAAUAACUGCAGUACUUGAAUCUUACAAACAAAUAUUUAUUUUCCGUACUUGUCUAACGUUACUUGCGCGUAAAAUAUUAAAUCGUCAGUGUUACCGCAGUUACCGCGGUGAAAGAAAAUGUCCCGUUCAAAAUAACCAAAAAUUUAUGUUCGAAAAAAAUAUGGAAUUAUGUGGACGGUUGCUGCGGUACACCUUUCAAAAGGUAUACUUCAGAAGUCCAUUUACGUAUACUAAUAUGUAGACAUAUGGCAACAGUUUUAAUAAACUCUAAAUAUACAUUACUUUCUUUUAUUUUUUUCUACGCGGGGACAGUGACCCGUCCAACGAACGAUAAAUAUGUCUAUUUUUUUUUUUUUUUUUGUUUUAUUAUUAAAACAUUAUAUAAGCACCUUGUUAUUAUAUCUUUAUCAUACAGCUCGUUAUUUUUUUUGGAAUACUAUUAUUAGAGGUUAUUGUUUUAUUUGUUUAACCGGAUCAAUUUUUGAACUGCGUCAUGCAGGGCCACUUUUCUUAUAGUUUUGUAAUAAUAUUUUCGUGUUCUGAUUAAGAACAAUAUUAUUAUAAUACGUUUAAUACGUAUUAGUACGUUUCUAAAUACUUUUGGCGUACAAUUUUAUUCUCAUAUUAUAUUACGAGUAGAUGUACAAACUGCAUCAGUAUCGAUAUAGGUAUAAAAUAUACGAGUAUACAUUUUCGUAUUCUACAGACACUAUACGUUUAUUAUACAAACAUCCAGAAAAUAUAAUAUGACCGGGUUUUUAUGCGGUUUAGUACAUCCGUGUGUAUAAAAUAAAUAUUUGACAAUAAUCAAAACAUUUAAAUUCAAUCCGUUCGCGAAAUACAAAAUAAAAUCCCAUAAAUGGUCGUGUGCAUAGAGCUAAUAUUUAUGUAAUUUUUUUUUUUCAUCUGGUUAUUCAUAAAAAAAAAAAAAAAUAAUAUAGUGUGCACAUUUUAGGUCAAGACCAUUUACUACUAUAUUUAUAUACAUACACACGGUUUACGUCGCACAGCUCGGGUAAUUAUCGUAUUACAAUAAUUCUGCUAUUUGUUGUGUUUUUUUUUUUUUUAAAAGCGCAUAACACGUGUACAUGUCAUUUAACACGAUAGUCCAAUGUCAAUCCAAUUCGUCAUAACGGUUUUCAUUUUCGAAGCUUAUGUGUAAUAUCGGUAUCUAAUAUGACGAAUUUUUCGUUUCUGGUUUUUUUUUUUUUUUCCGUAUAUUAUCGCAUGAGGAAUUUUUACUGAAAAAUGUGAAAAAAUCUUUGACAAAUAAAUAUUAUAGGAAUACCUAUUUUGUUUAUGGUUCUUCACCCGUGGAAACAGGAAAUAAGAAAUCCACGGGAUAAGGAAAAAUCCCCCCCCCCAUCCAUGACCAAUACCCGACGUGGUUUCGCAUAAAAAAUCCGAGGAUUAUUUUCGAUUAAGCAAUGUUAGAAUAUUUCAGGUGAACGACCUCAAUAAUUAAACAGUGUAUUUUUCCCUUGUCAGGCGUACGGGUGGAAGGGAAUGGAGACACUUGUUUACACUCGUUCAUAUCGGGACUGAAUCUAAAAUAACUCGCGAUUUACGAAAAACCACAUCGGGCGGGUCAAAAGGGGAGGUGCCAUUUUUUCACUUCUCUCGUCGGAUCUUGCUUUUCUGUUGUCACGGAAGAAAGAACUGCCCGAGACCCGGCGUCAGAUAAGAACAUCCAAAUAUCUGUGAAAUGUAAACAGCCCCUCCCUGCAGUAUUCGCACCGACCAUCGUAACUUAUUCGGAGCAUGCGCGGCGUUUCAAUGACCGUAUUAAAAUAAUAUAAUUGAUAACGAUAAAAGAAACGGUAAUACCGUGGGAGACGCGAUAAGUACCCAGUGAGUUGUUUGAAAAACGGUUAUCGCCUGUGACCUUUUCCCGCUGCUGUACACGCCGUCACACACGACAUAAUUAAUCUACCGCGAGUGUAUCAAGCGCAAUAUCCUCAACGGGCCUCAAAACGCGAAACGCAUAUCACGAUCAUGUUUUAUUUAAAUUUGCCUGUGAUCCCGUAGACUAUCUCGCGUUACAAUAGCGUUGAGGUAGGUAUAGGGUCACGCGUCGUACACCCGCAUUAUAGUGGCUACCAUACGACGCGCACACGAUACCAUACAAUAAUGAUGCGACACGGCCACGAAAAUACGUUUUAUAAAUUUUAAUAAUGUCAUGAGAACCAAGGUAGGUGGAAUGCACGAAAAUGCGACGGCGGUCGAGACGGGGGUUAUUGCGGUAACACAACCGGCGGUAACCGCGAUUAUCCGCACUCGACGUACGACGUUCCGCAGAUAGCAUAAUCAUCGCCCGCGAUCUCCGGGGCCGAGGGUUUCGCACGACUCCGGGUGAACACGAAAAACGGCUAUUACCGUGUAAAACAAAUUACCACGCGCGGGAGUUUCGCAACGAAACGAUAUUGCACGGGGAUUCGAUUGCGGCGACGGCGCGGCCGCCGCGGGCCGCGAAAAAUCCCCGCGGCAAUCCGCCAUCGCGAACCUCUGCUGCAGGUACCGCGGCCGGGUGGUGCCCGCGCGGCGACGUAGUCGAUACAACUUCCGGAAGAAAAGAUGUCACCGUUCCGUUUUGUUGGUCUCCGCGGGCCCGCGCGAACCCGGGGACGGCGCGCGCGGUCGGGGGCGCGGUCGCGCACAAACGAUUUCAGAAAGUCGCGGGCCAAAAGAGAGCGCGUGGGCGCGCCGAGAAGACGACGACGGGGCCCAUUGUCCGCGGCGCGGCUGUUCCGUCGUACGCGCGCGCAUUAUGCUAAUCAGACUUUCUACCGUUUUGUCGUGUUCUGUGAACGGACGCGAGCGCGGGUAUACGAUCUUGACAUUGCGCCGCGGACGACCGCAGCGAUUCCGCGGUCGAAAGCGAACGUGUUAAUCGAUAUUCGCGCGCUCGCCUAAUGUUUUAACGUUUCUGCCGUCUGCGCUGCAGGCGCUAACGCGUUUCGCUCUAUGGGUAGUCGAUAAUAAUAACGACGACGACGAUUAUUAUUGUUAUUAUCAGUAGUAGUAAUGGUAGUAGUAUAGUGUAGUAGUAGUAGUAGUAGUAGUAGUAAUUGUUGUAGUAGUAGUAGUAUUACCGUUUUUGUUAUCACCUCGAACUCCGCCCGUUCGUUCGUCAGACAUCGUAUUAUUAUUAUUAUUAUCGUUAUUGUUGUUAUUAUUAUUAUUAUUAUUUUGGUUACGGUAGGUGCUAUUGAUAAUUUAAGGCUAUCGCGGACCGCCGGCUUCUCGCACGUCGCGUCCGUCAUUAUCACGUUUCGAUAAUUUAUUUUUCAUUACUAUUAUCAUUAUUAUAUUAAUAUAUUUUUUUUUUUUUUACGUAUACUAUAUAUAUGUACACAUUUCGCGUAUAUUACAACCUAUCGUAAUAUAAUAAUAUCGGUAACCUUUCAUUGAAAUAUCAUUCGCAAUACGAAAAUUACUCAUACAUCGGUUAAAUACGCGAUUCCUCCGAAAAAUCCUUGUGCCGACCGUCACUCGGGGUUGAAAUUUUUUUUCGGGGGGAGGGAGGGGGUUCUGUUUAUCGUUUUCUUCAAAACGUCUCAGCCGAACUGUGUUUAUUUUCGAAAUCUUAUCGUUUUUAUUUUAUCGAACUAUAAUAUCCACAGUCCGGAGACGAACGUUUUCGCGCCCGAUAGUUUCAAUUGAACAAAUUUUAGUGAGAUUGCCAAACAGAAGCGGAUUAAAUGCAAGAAAACAGGGUGAGGAGACAGGGGUGUUGAUCAUUAAAAUGUAUAAUUGGCACAGAAUAAUGAUACAAAUGAAACAUAACGAGUAUAUUGGGAAGCAAACGGGAACGGUCGCUUCCAUCACCUCCCUCCCUGGAUUUGCCAUUGUUGCUUAAUGGAUUAAUUUAUAAAUAUGACGUUUAAAAUGGCUAAAGUCGUAUAAUUAUAAGACCUGUGCUAUUUUGUCAAACAAAAAGUACGUCAUACUGUGACUGAAGAUAAUUUAGUUUUCAGUUUACCGCGUGUUAAAAUAUAAUUACAGUUGUUAAUGCACUUAUGCCAUGUAGCCUAAAAAAUAAAGGAUGAAAAUUACGCAAGAAAAAAAUUAUAAAAAAAAAAAUCUUCUCCUGGAUCAAAGAUAUAAUUCAUCUAUUUUAGAAAAUUAAUAUUUUUUUUUAAUAUUUGUGAAUUAAAACGAAAUAUGAUUUUAAUAUUAUUUUCCCUCGUUACGCGAUUAAAAAUAUUCUGAUAUAAUAUUAAUAUAUUUUUGAACGAGAUAAUAGUGUUAUCGUCGCUGAAUCGUCUUGGCUUUUAUUCCGUUCAAACCGAUAUUAAAUUAUUGGGGUAUUGAUUGGUUGUAGUCGCAUUAUAAUAUUAUUACGAAAAUGGUAAUCUCUAUCAUUGUUUUGGAUCUUCUAGUCACGAACCCGUCGAAUACCCUUGAGCCGAGUAUUAAAUAGGUAUAUUAUAUUAUAAUAUUAGACUCAAAAAAAAAACCAUUUCGUUUUAAAAUAAUAAUGUGUAUAGAUAGUAUUGAAAUUAGGUUUACGAAAUAAAUAUUAUUAUAAAACCAGGUUUAAUUAAAAUAGGCAAUAAUUUUUCUCAAAGUUUAAAAAAACCGCUGGCGCGUCUAUUGAAAACGAAUAUUCAAAGUCAUCAAUGGAUUUUUUUUCAGUUUUACGUUUUUUAGAACACUAUUAUUUUCAUUUUAUCGAGUUCUAGACGUUUUCUACACGUCCGUUGUUUGGCGGUUUUCGAAUACCGAUGUUAUGUGUAAAAUAGUAGGUAUAUUAUCUAUAUAGAAGAGAAAAUGAUAAUAAUACGUAUUUGUUUUUAUUCCAUAUUUUCCAAUGUGGUCUGAACCCGUCUUCCGCGUGUAUUAUUUUAAUAUUAUAAUACAGAAUUUCACAUAAUAAACAUUAUGAAAUAUACGGUGAACACAUUCGCUUUAAUAUUAUUUCAUUAUAUUAUUAUAUUGUGUACACAUAUUAUAACACUACAAGAUAUGCACAAUAACCUACAAUUUUUACAAACACACAAAUUGCAUAGGUAUAGGUACUGGCAAUAUUGAAAACAAUCGAUCGUCACAUUCAAAUAGAACGAACGAAAAUCGGUCGAUCCGAAAUAAUUGUUAACUUUAGACCAACAGUAAUUUCCACGUUCAUAGUUGGUUUUUAAAAUUCGUGAAUUUUAAACGGUUCAUACGCGACACGCGAACUUUACUGUUGAACCGUUAUUAGGGUUCAGUCAAAACGUUUCCGUGCAAUCAAUUAAAAUUAAUUAAUUUAAUUUAAACUAAACAUUAUUUUUAUUACGGUUAAUGGCCGGUGUUUCUGACAUUGGGCGGUGCUGAGAAUGUGCAAACGCACCGAUUGAAAUUAAACAGUUCAGACAAAAUGUUUUUACACCGUCGGUUUGUUCGCAGGAUGUUUGUUGUAAAUUCUGGUCACCAAAGUCAAAAGGACGUAAUAACCGCAUGUGUGGUCUUCGUCUUACAAACGUACCACAUAGAUAACAAAUUUUCGUUCAACGAGGAACUACUUUGUGCUAUUCGUUUUAAUAUUUAAGUUAAUAACUGCGAAUAAUUAUCUAACUGAAAGACAUUAUAAUAUCAUAUGCACAAGACAUGGAUUUGAUUUUCGAUAUUUCAAUGUUUAAGCGAGUUAUACCGUGCACUGUAUGCAUGGGCACUGGUGCACUGCGUUGUUUCGGUGGUCAAAUUUGAGACGUAAUAAUUAUUGUAUGUCGAUAGCGCAUGGAAAUACAUACAUGAAUUUUUUAAAAUUGAAUCAAAUCAAGUACUUAGAUUCCAUAACUGAAUUUUUUUAAUAAUUUUAAUGGAUGGAUUCUACAGGUUUUAAUCUAUUAAAAACAUUCCUUAAUAAAAAAAUCAUGCAGCGAUGAAAUGGACGUGUUAAUUGUUGCAAUUUAAAAAUAUAUAAACCUGUAUCGCUUGGAAAUUAAAAUAUCGACAAACGCCUACACGGUUGCACGGAUAAAAUGAUCGUAUACCUUUAUGUUUGAUAAUAGGUCGAUUCGCUGUAUUAUUAAAGUUAACGGCACCGAGUUUUCCCUGUUGAAAUCAAAACUUUGCUGUGUCGUGCGUGUGUACGUCGGAAACGGCACACGCGAGUGUAGCGCCCUCUUAAAAAUAUUAUAAGUAUCUAUAGGUUCGAGAUGUAAUCGCGAGCCUCUUGAAUCGUUUAGUACGUUUACUGCAGCAACGGGGAUGCCGUCAGUUAUUUGUAAAGCCGAAAAAUGAAAGCCGAGGCGACCGUUCACGUUUUGACCUCUUGCCUUUCGUCCGGCAAAAGUAAUUGAAAGGGCCCCCAGUAUGACUGCGAAAUAUCAAUAUCAUAGUAUAAUAUCAAGAGUGUAUUUAUAGGGGUUUCGGUGCGAAAUAUCGUCUUGUGGACACCGCGGCAGUGUUAUUUUGCGUAUUAUUAUAUUACGCGUUAAGUCGCCGUUAUAAAUCGUCGUAACGAAUACGACUCGAGCAUAGCGUAGAAUAUAGUUUUUGGACUCGUGCCGACACGUGCUCUGGCGUCACGGGUGUAACCGCACCCGGGCGCAUAUUUUGAAGAAAAAAAAACAUACAGACGAUGGCGUCUAUUAUACAAAAUGAAUACAUUAUUAACUAUUAGUAUUUCGUUUUACAUAAUCGUUUUACAUUGUGAUAAAGUCGCCCUAUAUAACAGUGUAUCACAGGUCUCGUUUACCCAUGUUAAGUAUCUGUACACGGAUACACAGUGAAAGCACGCAGUACGUUUCGAUUCAUUUUUGAACGAUGCUCGGAUUGACAAUUUUCGCGAUCAUACGUACCUAUAGUUUUUCAGUAUUUAUCGAGAUUAUCCGAAAAACGAGAUUUUUUUCGAAAUUCCGAUUUAGUUGAUGAUAAAUUCAAAUUUCGUAGUUUGAAUUGAUUCUUAAAAAAACAAAGAAAAUUUUAUUAUUUUUCUCAUAGCAUAUGAAAAUCGCUGUAAACUAGAUUUUAUUACCGUCACCCCGUAUAUACAUUGUUAUAUUCGACCGGCCCGCCUGUUUUCUUUCACCACGCGGUAGCCGUGAUCUAUCACGACGUAUGUUAGAUACGGUAUUUUGUAUUUUAACGAUUUAUAAUACUGCGACAUACGCAUAUUAAUUCGGUUUUUGAUUUAUACAUUUUAUGUUUCAGACCGACACGAACGGCCGGACCCGGAGACAGAGUUUUCUAGAUUUUUUACCGUGGAAUUCCAGAGUGGGUAAGUCGCAUGCCAGCAUAAGAAAACUAAUGAUAUUUAAACGGCGGCGUGGCGCGCAAUUAUAAACACACACAAUUGUUCCUGUCCAUAAAUAAUAUUAUUAUGUUAUUUAUUAAACGCGGAUCGUAUAAUAUACAUUUUUUUUUUUAUUUUUUUUUUUUUUUGCAUUCGGGUUAAACAAUCAUUCCGGGUUCCUAUUGUUUUUGCGGUCCGGAGAUCUUCCCGACCGCGGAACAACCGCGCGCGUUAUUAUAUUAUUGUGAGUACCGUAAUUAUUAUAUAUUUUUUUUUUUUUUUUACUUUUGAAAGUUACGAAACACCUACUACACAAUAUUAUAUUAUUGUUGUAUUGUAUAUAUAUAUACACGAGAGUGUACUAUAGUUUCAUUAUAGAUAAAUUAGCCCUCUUUAUAAAAAAAAAUACAUCUAUAUAUACAAGAGUAUAAUAGUAUAAUAUAGGUAUGCCUAUACAUUAUACCGGAAUCCCGUCAUAAGUAUGUAUAAUUGUUUUUUGUGUACCUGUAUAAUAAUAUACAGGAUACGCCAUUAAUAACUGUACAAUAUAAUAUAAUGUAUUACCUCUCGAUGAUUCGAAAUAUUCAGUAAAUCGAACUAAACGCUUGAUCUCCUAACAAAACCUCUAUAUUCAAAGAAAAUACACGUAUUUCAAUUCCCUAGAUGGAAGACACUCUACAAUAAAUUCAAAUGUUUGUGUACAGGACCUGUUUAAUACCAAAUGUAUAGCAGUUACCCGUACUCGUACUCAAUAAGAACUUAUGACCUAUGUUAUCAUCGGAAAAUACGACAUUGACCGUAUAUUAAACAUGAAGUAUAUGUAAAUAGAGCAUACUUGAAGAGAUUUCUAUAUUGUUUGAAGAUUUGUUCACUUCGAUGAUAACUUCUGCCAUUAACGGUACUUUUUCCGACAAGAAAAUAAUACAAGCUAUCUAUUAUAAUGAAUCGGCAUGAUUCUGAUAAUGUUAAUGGGAAAAAGAAGACCUACCCAGGAAAGGUUUCUUAUUGUAUUGUCUAAAGAAAUACAAUUUCUUAAACUCUUUUUAACUCGGUUUAUUUCUAUUUUCCUUUCGAUAAUUCAAACUCUCGCUAAUUCGGAAAACCUCUAUAAAUUUAAUUUUCAGCUCGAUCCCCUGAAUUUUGAACUAUCGAGAGCCUACUGUAAUAAGUAGAUAUGUAGGUGUGCAUUUAAAGAUAAGUCGGUUAGAUUAAAUUUGUAGUUAUCGGCGUCGUCGUUGGAAAGUUUGGAUAUAGAAAAUUAAAAUUGAUGCGAGCCGUGCCAUAAAGAUUAUAAUAACACAUUGUCAAUUUAAAUGUUAAGGCGCCAAACAACAAUGAAGUGCAAGCGAAAAAUAAAUUUACUGCAAUAGAUCUCAAUUAGUCCUCCUGCAGCUAUCUCUAAUGUCCGUUUUUAAAAUCUACCGAAUUGGUUAGGUUAACUCCCGCAGUAAAGCUUCUUUUUUUAUUAUGUCUUUCCACGCAUCAUCCUCGGCCUUCCCAAAGAUUGUUUCCCUUUGCCGGGCAAUCUGUUUCAGUACUUCUCAUAAACAUAGUAGAGAAUUCUGCUUUUCCACUCAUUUCCAGCCAACUCAUUGCGGCAAGGCCACCCACAGAAAUAUUUCUCAGGAAAGGGGGGGGGAAGGUAAUAAAAUAAUAUUUUAUUUUUACCAUAGAUUCUAUUUUGUAAACCCAUACAAUUAGAAUUUUAAAUUUCAAAUUAGAAUUUGUGAUACAAUCAAAGAUAAUAACUAAUAAGCAUUAAAAAAUUAUGUAUUUAAAAUUUAAACCGUAAAUCCAUGUCCCAUGAUUUAAAUAAUUGAGUGUUCGUAUUACACAUAUUGGUCCUCCCUUGCGGGUGGCCUUGCAUAGCAAUCUUUCUUUCUUCUACGGUCUCUAAAAUAUUUUUAUCUCAGAACUUUAUAUCAUCUGUAGCUCGUUUACUGUUAGCCAAAGAUCAUUCGCAAUAUUUCCUUUUUGAGUACCAACUACCUACGCACUUUAUUUUCGUCCACUUUCAGAGUUUCAGAUCCAUACAAUAAUACUGGUCUUAACAGCGAUCGUGAACUCAAGUCUAUGGCAGCACUUAUUUCCUGGCUGAAUUCAGAUUACUUUUAUUUAUAUUUAUUUAUUUAUCCGAGAAUAUAUAUAUAAAUACAAUAAAAUAUUAUCUAAAAAUAAAAAAGCCGGGGGAGUUUUCUCGAUCGAUUUGUACUCGUUUAUAGAAAUGUAUAUACAAUUUUAAAAAUCGCACGUUAUCUUAUAAUUGAUCAAUGUCAUUACAGUAAAGUACCUACAUAAAGGUCACGAGGAACAUACAAGUAUUAUUAUUAUUAAUUACCAGGAUGUACACCUAUAAUGUGCGAAUAUCGACGUACGAAGAGGCUGCAGUGCAGCAGAUCAUGACAUUAAUAAUAAUAUAUGGGAAUGCCAUAACUAUUAUUCAUGCAAUAACGUCACGUAUAGUACUUCUCGAACACGCUUAAAUAGCUAUACAUAACUACUUAAAACUAUAAGGUAACCAUAAUAUUUAAAAAAAUAUUUAUCUUGGAUUACAGAAGAUCCGUAUUAAUAUGUACCUACCGGCUACCAUUCUAUAUUGGAGAGACUUUUGAAACUUGGCUGUAAAUAGUGCCGUGUAAAUUCUAACAGCGGCCGAAUAGAAUACCUAUAUUAUUAUUAGAUAUGUAUACAUGUUUUUAGUCAAAAACGUACUGCACCUACGUUCGUUAUUAGUGGACGGUGAAACAAGCUCAUUUUGGAGGACGUAUUUUUAAGUCGUAUACAAACAAAACCGUUUUAUUUGCGCGUUUUGUUUGAUACUCGCGAUGAUUUGACUGCGCGAAUACCUAUACGAAAUAUUACUAAUCGAAAUGUAAACUUAUAAAAUCUCGACGGCGACGAUUUAUACGUGUACGUAUAAAUAUGUACAGAACGCGAUCGUUUCGUUGUUGAUAUUAUUAUUUUUUUUCGUUUCAUCCGGUGACCAAACGAAAAUAUUAUUACUUAACAUAACCCGAUCGCAACGUAUAUUUUUUCAUACCGUCUCGUAAGCAACGGACCAAACGAAUUUAAUUAACCGACCUUCGUGUUUAGAGGCAGUUUAUUAUACAUUAUACUGCUGCAGACAACGCCGCUUAGCUGUUAUUAUGCUAUAAGAUUAAGAAAAAAAUAAAAACUAAAAAUAAAUAGUAAAACGUUAAAACUCAUAGAUUUUAUAUCAGUAAGUUUAAAUAUAAUAAUCGUAAAAAAAAAUUUGAAUAAAAAAUCGAACUAAAUUUUUCGUCGGUCAAAUUAAAAUAUUAUAUACAGAACAAAGUAUACGCAAAAGACGUGUUUAUUGCUUUUAAUACGUUGGGAGACAUGAACGCUUGAAUGUCGGUGUUACUUGCCUUUAGCCAAAGUGACACGGGAUUUUUGUUACGGGUUACUUGUUUUCAUUUCGGUAACAAACAAAUUUGCAUACAAAAAUUGAUACAUUUGCCGAAAUAAACAGAACAAUGGUGUAAAAAUAAAAACAAUAUUAUUACAGACUACUCUUAUAAUGAAUCUAAAUUUAGUUGUAUUUUUGUGUAAAAAAAACGUAGUAUAUAAACUGUAGACUGUUAUUUCAGUUGUGCUGUAGGAGUGUAGGGUCGCAAUAUUUAUAUUAAAAAUGUCAAUCCCCUUCCAGAAAUUUGAAUGGAUAGUUUUUAAUAAUUUACUAUCAACAAACAUUGAAUAUGAUUUUUAGAUAUAUUUCGAAAACGAUUGAAUUAAAUUUGCUUGGAAUACUUUACGUGUUUUACGUAAUAUAAUAUUUAUUACAACGGAAUAAUAUGCACAAAGAUAAUUUAAAUUAAUUAUUGUUAUUCACACAGUAUGUUCUAUUUUAUGAUUAAAUUCGAAACGAAGAGUUUUACGAUGGUAGUUAUAAUACAGGUAUUAUUAAAAAGCGUGGAACUCGCAGACAUAUUUUAUGACGAUUUUACGUACUUUAUUCGGAGUACUUACGUGAAUUUUGAAUCGGUUAAAUAAUAAGAUAUUAAAUAGAAAACCACGCUCGCAAUAGUUAUACAAAUAUAAGUAAAAAUCGAGUUUUUUUUUUCAAAUGUUUAAUCCUUGGGAAAUAAGUAGAUACCUAUUAUACGUAUUACGUUUGAAUUAGAGAAAACGUAAACGUGAUAUUAAUAAUGUUCUAUUUCGAUAUAUGUACAAACAUUUGUAUAAUAUUAAAAGUUGCUCGCAGACUUUUUCGCCAUAUACGCGCGCGAUAAAGCCGUGCAUCAGGACGUGUAAAAGUAAUAUCAUCACAAUAAUAUUAUUAUGAGAUUGGGAUGUAGGUAUAGUAGCGCCUUAUAUCCAAUAGAUUGCCUUGGUCUCGUGAAUAGAACUAUAUAAAAUGUAUAUCGUGUGAACAGCUAAAGCGAUCGAGUAAAAAAAAAAAGAUAGUAAAAUAAUUGCUAUAAACGGCGGCAGUGACGGUUCGAACAUCUGUUGUCAAAGAAAAUAAUCAUUGAUCUUAUCAUCGUAUCGCGUACUGUUUUGUGGUACAAACGUUACAAAGAAUACGGUUGAAAAACUUUACUUCGUUUUUUUUUUUGUGUUACCAAAGAGUUUUGCGAUAUUGGAAACCGGAUUUUAUAACGCGUAUAUACCAAAUCAUUUCUCUCAGUCCCGUAUCUAAUUUCUGAAAACGCUUCUAGCGAUGUCUAGCGAUGUUCGACAGACUGAAAAUCGUAUGUCAUAUUAUUUUAUAAAUACAAAAAUCUCAUAUAAUUUGUGUAAUUAUUGUCGAAUUUUAUGGCACAAUAAUUAUUUUCAUAGAUAAGCUCAGAAAAUAUCUGUUGACAUUCCGAAUGGUUUUUUCGAUUCAAUACCACAAAUACGACUACACUAAAAAUUUAAAAAAAUAAUAACAAUUUUUCAGAAAAUCCAGUGGUUAAAUAAAAAUUUCAUACUUUAAAAUCUAAUCGUAUUUUUUACCGAAAUAACUGCCGCAAGCGCUCAAAAAUACUACGCUUCAAGAGCAGGUCUCUCCAAACACCAAACGCACCUCUGAUUGCCACUGCUGUGAGUAAAAGGUAGUGCGUACCAAUAAUUACGAAAAUAAAUCUGAGAUUUUACCAAAUAAACGUUUGAAACCCCAGCUGUAGUUAUAUUAUGCUAUCAGCGUGAUCAUCAAAGCGUUGCUGAAAAAUUGCACUUUCUUUCAAACGAAAAAAAAAAAAACUACCAUACCCAGUGGGUAGGUGUACCGUAUACGCACUGCAUCACAAACAGAUAUUGCGAUACUAUUAACCUAUGUUAUACACAAAAGCGUUUAUACGAGUGAAACAAUAAUGCUAAUAAUAAUUAUUAUUAUUAUUAUUAGAAAACGUUUGCCGGGGGCGCUGUGCGUAGGUAGACAAACAACGCCGUGGAGCGAAUGUCGCCGACGAUAAUAUCAUCCGGUCAUCCGGGCGAAAUUUCACCGCGCGGGUCCGGAAAAAGUUGCGUUUCGUAUGCGUUAUUUCGUCAUCAUCGGCCGGCGAUGAUUCGGAUCUGACGGUUAUUAUGUACAGGGUAGGGCGAUGCUAUUUAAAAUUCAACUUGGUGAUGUCUAAAAACCUAAGAAACAGUGAAAUUUGUUAAGUUUUAAAGGUGGCUGAUAAAAGUGUCAUAUAAAAUAGCUGGUAUAUAAAAGCGACCUUUUUAUAAUGAAAUGGUCUUCAAUGUUUUCAGAGGCCCUUAUAAAACUCCACAUCUAUAGCAAAUUGACAAAGUAUCCCAAAAAUAUUUUUAAAGUUAAAUUUUAAACGUCAUCCGUUAAGGGUCAUCUGUUUAAAAUACCAAAAAUAAAUAGAAUUUUACUCAUCCAUCACCUUAGUCCAUCUAUAAGGAUCGCAAAACUCGAACUCGCUAAAACCUAUGGAAUUACGUGGAUGCAUUUUUGCGUUAGUAGUUAUGCUUCGUUGUUUUCAUAUUUCAUACCCAAAAGAUGCGGAAUUUUUAUCUGUUAUGAUACAUUGAUUGAGACCUUUAUCAGCAUUGUUAACAGUUCACUCCCUAAAUCCAUAUUUGUUUAUUUUAAUAUGCAUUGAUUCUUAGGUUACUUCGAUAACAAUUAGGAGUAAAAAAGUACAACUUAUACAACUCUGCUCAGAAUCGGUUUUUGUUUUGAAUGAUUUUGUUUAUGUGAUUUAUAAUUACAAUAUAGAAUAUAGACCAUAUUUUACUUUUUCAAAUUCGCUUCGCGUUGUAUUAUAUUGUAUAGAUCAUCAAAAUCAUCUCGCUGAACAAAUGCUUUAUUUGUCAUAAGACAUUUUAAACAAAAAAUUGUGGGUUUGAGAUGUAGAGAUUCUUCGUAUCGAUAUCGAGUCAGACCGUCUGCAAUGGUAUUUUAAAAAUAGUGUGCGCUUUCCUGAGAAAUGGGCAAGUACGUAUUAGGAAUAUUAUGAUUCCAAUUCCGGCUAUGAUAUUUUGUCGUGGCUAUACAUAUAGCUAACGCACCCUGAAUGAAAAUCGGUUGCAACAAACAUUCGCAUGGUGUACGAUGCAUGCGAUAAAAAAAAUAUAAUAAUAUGAAUAGGUAAAGAAUGGCAUUGUAUCAUAGAUUUUUUAACGCGAAAACAAUAAGAUGUACGAGAAUAAGUCAUAAAACGUUUGUUCGCCGUUUUUUUAUCGCGUAAUCAGUAAAAAGUUAAAUAUUUACACAAAACUUGGUUUUGUAAACUUUGACCUUGAAUAAUUUAUAAAGCUCACAUGAUUUCGACGGAGACUUUUCAUAUAUUGCAUCAUGUAUGCUAAAUUUGGCUUGUUACCAGUUUUUCCGAUCUGAGGUCUAUUUGUCGUGUAAUUUGACUGGGCUAGGAUUGUGUUAUAUUGCGACAAAAUCGUUGUUUGCCCGCCCGGUCCCGAUUUCAUGAAUCGGAAACGUUUUCCCAAUGUCCGGAUGUGUAUUUUUUUGAGAGAUGACGACGACGACGAUGAUGAUAGUAACCCGAGGUCAUGUGUCCGAGUCUUGAACAAUGGAUGGCCUCACGUUGUCGUUUCCUCCGUCUUUAUACUACUUUACACGCGCAUUUUACUCGUUGCGGCUUUUCACUGAUACGAGAAGUUUAAUAUUUUUCCCACACCGAGUUUCAGUCGUCCGUCGAUAUACAACAAUAUUAUUAUUCUCAUCCAAAUCUCUAUACUACAAAACACGACUACACAAAAUCAAUAAUAUUAACAAUUUCAAAUUAAGUUGAAUUAAUUAACCUAACCUUACCAGACCUAAUGCAGAAUUAACUGUAAAAAUUGAAUUUCAGAACACUAAAUAUAUUCUUAAUGUACUUCAAAUCUGGAACAAGAUUUCUGGUUAAAAAACUAAGUCAAAACAAUUUAAAGUGAAGAAACUUUUAUUUCCAUAAAUUUGUCUGUUUUUACCUCUCAACUACAUUCAAAAUGCUGUAAAAAAUCAUUCUUGUCGUUUUGGAUUGGAGUAAGAUUUCCGGUAGAACAGUUGUGAUAGACAAAAAAAAAAUCACAUCAUAGUAAAAUCAAAUCCAAUACAUGUCUCGUUGUAUUCAGAAUCUAAAAAUAUUCAUUAUUUAAGUCACAUAAUUUUAAGAAAAUAAACAAAUCAAUCGUUCGUCUUUAGCAACUAUUAUAAACGAAUUUUUAAGAUAAUAUUAUUAAUCAAAAACUUUUAAGUUUUUAAACGGUUCAAAUUGAAUUACUUAAUAAUACUUUACAAUAAUAUAAAGUUCCUAAAAAAAAAAAAAAAAAACCAAAAAAACUUUUUAAUCUGACUUUAACGUUUAUAUUGAAAUGCCUCGCACCGUCACGACUACAUACAAAUAUAUUCAAGUAUUAUUCGAUUAAAUAUAAUAGAGAAAUUAUUGUAUUUUUCACGGCCAUUUUUGCUAUGGACUUUCAAUUUUCAAACGAUUUCCCGCUGUACUCGCCCAUGCAAUAAAUUAUUAUUUUUCAUUUUCAUAACGGCCAGUUCAAAGGUUCUAUUCUCACGAUAAUAGUAUGCUUUUUUUUACAGCGGCCAUCUAUAAUAUUAUAUUAUAUUAGGUACCUACUUCGUUUAUUCUUAUUUUUUUAUUUUUUUUUUUCUACUGAUUACGAAACGUUAUUUCGUGAUUUUUGUCACGAACGACGUGCAUAUAAUAAACGGUUCACACACAACGGCAGCUCGUUCUGACGGUAUUUUUUUUCUUUAAUAAACUCAUACCUAUAUAUACGUAAAUUAUUAAAACAAUAAGUCAUUAGCCCGAAAAAAAAUAAACGUAAUGGUACGAAAUAUUACAUGAUUUAAUAAUCAUAAAAAUCCAUACAUUUUCGUCAUUGAUUUUGGUGUUUAAAUCGUUAAAACAAUUUCAAAGAUUUCGUAUAUACAGAUGCGAAACUGUAUAUAGUACAGAUGGAGGAAACCGGGUACAAUUGUAACACUUUAUUUAUGUAUAGCUGUGCAUCAUAAUAUAUUUUUUACCAGCGGUUUUUCUUGUACUAAAUGAUAAAGAAUGUUGUCUAGUUUCUUGAUAUGCGUUGUAGGCCAUAAUUUAUAAUACAUUUAAUAUCAUAAUUUUGUUGUUUUUUUUUUUUUUUUUGUCCAUUUACCCCAGUGCUGAGGAGAACUAUAACAUGAUCUGGGAUAAGUUGUAACGCACGUAAAUAUAUAGUUUGAUUUUAAAAUCAAUUAUAAUAUUUUAAAUUAAAACAAUUCUAUAGGCCAUGUGUUGGUCUUUGUCGGUAUACCGGUUAGUUGUUUCAUAGUGGUGGGUCGAGUGACGAGAGAUCGAGACAGGAUGUUGCAACUAGCCCCCAACAGUUCAUUGUGUACCACGUUCGUAAUUUUUUUUAAAUAUUUCACAAAAAGUAGUAUAAUUCUUACACUAAAUUAACCGUUAGUGUUGUAAUCAAAUUCUCAUAACAUUUGCAUUUAAGUACGAAUGAAAUCUGCUAUAAAAUUUUAACUUGUUAAAAUUGAAUAAGAAAAUUGUUUUGUUUUUUUUUGAUAAAAUUGAUUUUAUGAUUUUAACCACAGGAAUGAUAGAACGAUUCUAAUAAAAACAAAACAUUUCAUAACCUUUAUUUACGAAUUUAACAACAUGUAUUGUGAUAUGGAAUACAAAUACUUUAUACCAAUCACUUAUUAAAUCUUACAGCGUAUUAUAACUGUACCUGGGUCUCCCUUACCUAUAAAAUUACAAAACAAUCAUUUCAUUUAGCGGCUUAAGGGAAUUACAAUUUUAUUAGUAUAUUAGGUAUUCUUUAUAAAAAAAUAUGUGUUUCUCUUUAGUAUCGAUCUUUGUUUAAUAUUACAGCCUUAAUUUAAGCAUGACAUUUAUUUUGAUAUAUAUUCAGCAAACACUGUGUGGCUUAUUCGUUUGUUCAUAAAAAUUCCUAAUUUUAAAAUCAGUACUGUAUUUUUUUCUCUCUAAAAAUACUAUUUAAACUCGAAUUACCUGCAAUUUUAUACGAGAUUUUCGUGUUCAAAACAACAAUUGCAUAGAUUUUCCGCUAGAUAGCGAAGUAUGUUAUUAAAAAUCGUCGUGUUUUUCACGAUAAAAUAAACUGCAUAUCGCCUAGGUAUUUUUUUUUUAAUGAUUACAAAAUUGGAAUUCCACAUAUAUUAAAAAACAGAGUAGGUAAUACUUAUAAAAUGAAAUCAAAAAUAAUAAUUUGGAAAAAACGUUAUUCACAACUUUUUAAUAAGUAUCCAUUGUUUUUUGUUUUCGUUUUCUUGUAGGUACCUAUUUACUUUAAACGUGUUAUUAAAUUGAUUACAUAUAACAUUAUAUCAGUUGUAUACCGCAUAAGAGUGAAUUUUUCGUUUGAAAAAUUAUGCUUUAUAAAUACAAACAAAUAUUCUAUUCUAUUCAUAGAUAACCUUAAAAAAUAAAAUAGCAACUUUAUAAUUUUAUUUCAAGGUCACAAUACGAUUUUGAAUUGCAUAAUUUCGGUUUUUUUUUCUAGUAAGUACGUAAUUUCAUUUCGAGAGUUAUUGUACAAUAAGCCACGGAGAUAAUGCCGUAUUUCAUUCAUUAUAAUAUAUACUCCAUAUUUUGAUUAUAUUUAUUGUUCUUAAACUUAAAGGUAUACAAUAAUAUGGGUAUUGGUUAUUUAUUUAUAAAAGUAAUAAUUAGAUGAACUCACUAUAUGCGGUUAAACUUUUUCGGGAUAAGUCUUUUGAAUUUCUUUAACAAUUACGCGAAUAAAAUUACGCCUAACGCACAUUUGCACAUUGCUUUAAUGUGAGACUAUUUUUUAUUAUUUUGUUGAAUAUAAUUAAAUAAAUAUUUAAAAAUAUCCUAAAUUUAAAUAAGUAACUGUUUCAGAGUUAUAAUAAUAUUAUAUAUUAUAUAUUAUUAUUAUUAUAUUAUUAUUACUCUGAGGUAAUUGUACUAUAAAAAUGUACUGUAAAAAAAAAAUAACAAAAGUAGAAAUAGGUUAUUGUGGGUUUUUGUCGUCAACAAAGUGUUGAUAAUACUUAUUUAUAAUGUUUGUAUAUUUUUAAUAGUUAUAAUAGUUUACUCAUAAAACUUUGUUUCUCGGCCUAUCGAUUUUACAUAAUACAUUUUAUUUUAUACAUUUUGGUAUUUUUUUAACAUAUUUUAGGAUUUUGUACAUUUCUAGAGCUUUUUUUCUCAAGGAUUUCUUAGAUAAAUUUUUAAGACAAUUUAAACUCAACAAAUCGAGAAUAACAUACAAAUAAUACAAUUAUUUAAUUUCUAUUUUUUUGUUUUUGGAGAGCAUUACUGCUUUAAAGUUUUUUAGGGCAUCUGCACUAAUUAUAAUAUAUUAUAUUCAUACACUCAAUAUAUAUAUAUAUAUAGGUAGUAAAUUAUACGAAUUGGAGAUGUUUCUCGAAUUUGAAAAGAAAUACAAACAUAUUUUGUUGGCAGUGUUACUAUUUUAUCAAAACAAAAUUGUUUAACCUAACCUAACCUAUGUAUCGACAUGUUAUUAUUACGACGUUUUUGUUCGUCGAUUAUUCUACAAUCGAAAUUUGCAAAAUUGUAUCUAACAUUUAGAUGGUGUAAAUCUCUACACUUUAAAAAAGAAACGCAAAAAUAAAAAUGUUAUUUAUGAUUUAACAUGUUAAUAUUCAUUUGACGCAAUGAUUAUACUUUUACUGAUAUUUAAAACACGCAAUAGAUACACAACAAGUAACUAUUAAGACACUUUUAAAGUAUUUUAAAUAGGUAUAUUAUGUAUUUAGGUACGUAAUACAUUGUAAACGCAACAUCGCGGAGUUAUAAAAUAAUGUUUUUUUUUUUUCGUUUUUGGAAACCAUAGGUAUAAUUAUUGAAUUUUAAAUAUUUGAAGAAACAGAAAUCGGCGAUGGAUUAUUUACGAUCCGUGUACUCGUGAUAUAAUACACGUAUAGGCCAAAAAUUUAAAUUCAAUUUAAUGUACGUAAAAAAAAUGUACGUACAAUAUAUUACAAUAUCAUCAGGCGGGUAAGUGGGUAAAUUAUUACCCAUAUUGAAAUCGACUAUGUCGUCGUUAAAAACAUUGCGUAAUAUUGUUAAUAAAUUAUCACUCAUAACAACGCGAUAUUUUCAGGUUAACGGGGAGGGAGGGGGUUGGAAUAAUAAUUUCGUAAGACGGCGUUACGUUUUAUUUAAUAAUAAUUAAUUUAUCAAUAAUAAUUCGGUGUGCGGGUAACGUUUUUAAAUAUCAAUUCGUAUUUAACGAAACACCUCUUGAUACUUGAAUCCGUAAUUAUUAUUCGUAAAUCGAUAUCGCAUAACUUAAAGGAUACCGGUACCACUGCCCACAGUGAUUUUACGACCGUAACAUAAUAUUAUAUUAUGCUAUUCACUGACAAAUGUUUGCACAAUCAGCUACAUAACGACGACGACGACGACGACGACGCGCGUACAACUAACUAAAUGACAUUUGCAUCGGGGUUACUGCCGUUUUCAACACUUCUAUUAUGCAGUUAGGUUAGGUCAGGUUGACGCUGCCGAAUUCGCUCGAGCGCGACUUGUUUGUUUGUUUUUUUUUUUUUUGCUCGAAAAUACGCUUUACGGGCAGAUAGCCAGAGACGUAUUUACAUUUACGGGACCGCUGUUCCUUACAUGACAUCAUAAAAAAAUACGUAUUUUUUUCUCAAUACAUUUCCAGAUGCACACUUUUUGCUCUGAAAUAAGCUUUUUCAAUUUAUUUUCCACGUGGUUUCCCGUUUUCCAAGACCGUGACCACGAAAAAACAAAGCAGUAAAAUCCAAAAUUUUUUAUUUCCAAUUAAUUUAACGACCUUUCUGAAAAAAGAAAAAAAAACAUAUAUUUAAGGCACCUAGAACACAAGGUGAUAGAUUUAAACAUUAACAAUUUUUUUGUAAAAAACUACGAGCAAGACUCUUUAAUGCAUUACCAAUUCAGUGAUUAAAGUGGGAAAAACUUCAAAGGAAACCAUAUUUACCGAAAAUUUAGGCGGUUUUUCGAGAACUAACUAAACGCAACCAAACUUCCUGAAAAUCCAUUAUGAAAACAUAAAUGAAUUCCAAAAUGUUCUUACAUCACACGUAUUUGUUGUUUAAAAAUAAUUAAACUGAAACUCCAUCCCUUCCCCUUAAAGAAAUAUGAUUAAAUAUUAUCCUUUACAUAUACCUACUUAAUCUGAUUAUGUAAAAUCAAAUAGGAAUUAAAUAAUUUAUUUUCAAUAGAAUUAAUUCGAGUUGUUUUAACGGUAUCAUUAAAAAGCCCCCAGUAACUAUGGGCGGAUAGACCUACUGGAAAGUCGAGAAUUUCCCGGUGGGCUCCCCGAUGGAGCCCUUGUUUUGCCCUUGGUAGUGAUGGGCACGACUGAUUGGAAACUAUCGGUCUAUCCAUGAUGAAUCCGGGUAUAUUAGUCCAUCAUGUAACAGGCCAAUAAGCAAAACAAAAAGUUCAGAUUUUUUCAUGUUUUCCAAUUUUAAAAUUUCCCAGUAGACCAAAAAUGGUUUAUCCAUCCAUACCAGUGACUACUUUGGAGAUUUAAAUUAAAAUAGAUGGAUUGUUUCAACCACUGUACCUAUCGUAUAUUUUUUACUGUACGCGUUUUCGUCGACAUUCGAUAAAAUAUACCUAUAUUUUUUUUUUUUUUUUAUCUUGACGGUAUGCCGCGACACUGAGCGCGUAGGUAGGCAUCCGUUAAAAUUUCCACCUGAACACACCCGUGCAGCCGGUAUUAUAUCGUAGGGAAAAAAAAUGGAUAAAAAAAAAAAAUGUGGAUAGGUAUGCCUAUGAAUCGGGACGAGGUCGUGUGAAACCGGCGGCGUUUAAUCGAAAUUUGAUUGCGCCGCCGUCCAUCCUCGCGUGCCUAAUUUGCGCCCGCCGCCGUCACCGCCGUGAUGUUUCACCGCACACGGCGCCUAUCCGUUUUUUUUUUUUCCAACUUUCAGAAAAUGACAUUGCACCGAGAUAACAACCGCCGCCGCAGUAUUUACCGUACAGCUGCUCGCAACCGUCAGCUGUACGUGCGAAUAUUCCGUGUUAUUUAUUAUAACGUAUUUGUCGUUUUUUCCGUAGGAACGGCCGACCCCCAAGUGGCGGGCGGCACUAUGGUCACCGGCGCUCAGAGCGUACAGCAGCAGAACAUCGCGGACGUGUGCUUGACCAGCAUACCCUGCAACCCCCGGGCCCGGUACCGGAGUUUCGACGGCAGCUGCAAUAACUUGCAACAGCCCGGUUGGGGUUCGGUGAACACGGCUCUGGUCAGACUAUUACCGGCCGCAUACCAGGACGGUAAGUCGAUUUGUAUAAUAAUAACAAUAAUGAUAAUGUAUACCUGAUAAUAAUAUUGUUACGACGUUUUACCAUUCGAUAGCAUUAAAAUAAACCGAGUGAGUAUGAUGUACAGAUUUGACGUUAGUCGAACUGUAAGUAUACAUUGUACAAUAGGCAGGGGCGUCAUUCUUGGAAAAAAUAAACCUACAGAGCGAAUGUCGUACUUUUCAACGAUACUGACGAUUUGGUUAAUCCGAGAACCAGGAAGGGACACGUUCCUCUCGCUUUGCCCCCCCCCCCACAGACGCCCAUGAGUGUACGUGGGUGGGUACUCGUGAUUAAACUGUAUAAUUGUUCCUUUUUUUUCUCCUUCGAGUGCUUAUAAAUUAUAAGUCGAUUUGUGUUAUAACGAAUAAUUGCAACAACAAUACAAACAUUAAUUUCGUGUUGCGUUCUUCAUAGUUUUUGUUCAAUUUUCAAUAGAUUGUUCAGCAUCGAAAUCCGGGCCGUAUAUUUUUAUUUACUGGGUGUAUAAUUAGUAUAAUAAUAUACACAUUUAUUAAAUACUAAUUGUUAAUUAACUAUAUUUGAUGAAAUACAUUUUUGAAUUUCGUGAUUAAAAUUAAUUACAACUAAAAUUCUUUUUCGCUCUAGUAUUUGUCCGUAAUAUAACCAUAUUGCGAUUAAUAUCGUAAUGAUAGUACCGAUGUACACUUACCUAAAUAAUGUUUAGACGGUCCAUAUGAUAAUUGAUUUUUUUUUUUUUUUAAAUGUUAUUAAGAUGAUAAAUCAUACGUUAAAAACUAUUAUUAAACUGCUAUUUGGACAAUACCAUAUGAAAUAUAUAAAUUUGCUCUUGUUUUCGUAUCUAAUUGUAUAAGUGAAUCAAUUAUUGCAUAGAAUAUUACGUAUGUUUUACCAAGGCUACGUUCAUAAAAUAGAAAAAAAAAAACGGAUAAUUUCGAUACGACCUGUACGCACGUGUAUAUAUCUAUAUAUAUAUAUAUAUAUAGGUAAUAGUGUUGUAAUUAUUUUAAAAACGUUCUUUCGAUAUUUUAUACAUCAUAAGUAUUAAUCGUUAGGCUUUAAUGAUUACUUACUAUGAUAAUAUUCACUCAGUUAUUUUUAUUUUUGCUUUUUAUACGCAUUUCAUUAAUACCGUAUUAUCAUUUACGAUAUUUAACGCCACCGUAACCUGCGCAAGGUAAACCUGUUAAAUAUUCAAUAUAAUUAUCAAUAAUAACAAUAAUAAUAAUAAUAAUAUUAAGACAGUGAAAACGAAUGAUAGAUAUAGUCUUCGAAAUUUUAACAAAAAGUCGAGUUUGUCACUGUACACAAUAUUGUAUAAUAUUAUGUAAUUAUAAUACGAUAUAAUAUUAUUAUUAUAGUAUCGUGUGUUUGCCUACCUAUAAUUCAAUAAUCGAUAGAAAUGACAAUUUCGCACAUUUCCGGUAAUGUGUAUACUUAAUUUAAAACUACGUUUAAAUUUUACAAAUUGAAAUUUACGAAAUUCACGGCAUUCUGUAGGAGCGUAUUCAGUGUUUAUUUUUGUUUUUAGAGGGGAGAGCGUGGUAGUCAGGAUUAAAGUCAUUUUCGAUUUUCCGUGUAGUUUUCUUAAUUAUCGAGCAUAUCCUUAUCAACUUCUUACCUAAAUCAGUGGCAUACCCGUCUCCGGUAUCAGCUAAAUCCCCAAAUCAAAUGUUUCACUUCAAAAAAACGAAUGUGACAAAAAUUAACGCCACUGUAACGUUUUAAACCUUUUAUUAAUACCUGUGCGAACGAAUGAAUUAAUACACAAAUUAUUAUUAAAAACUGAAAUAUCGUUGAAAUCUCACUUUUAUCAAUAUACACGUAUAUAUAUAUUAAGGUGGUCAUUAUAUUUGAAGUUCAGAAAUUUGAUACAGAGCCCCUCCAGAUUCUUCCUCUAAUAAAAAAAAAUUGUUUAUGCGAUUUGGUCUCAAUUGAUAAACUAUAAGACGUGCCUCGAAAGAGUUGAAUUUUUGAAAUUGGGAAUAGUUGUUCAGUUUUUCUGUUUUUCUCAAAAACGAUUAUAUUAACGAUAAAAGUGUACAGAACUUGUAUUAUUAAUAUUAAUUAUAUAUAUAUAUCUUAAUGUACAUAUGUCACCACGAAAUCAAUUGCUUAUUUGUUUUUAGAAAUAUUAUCGACCCAUAACACUGUCUUCCAAUCCUGUACCGCAUUGAUUUCACUGAUUUUCAAAGUCUAUUUUCAAACAGUCUAUCAGAUAAUCGUAUCUUAACAUUCCUGCAAUUUCUCCGUCUCUUUUCUACCAAAUUUAUUGGUCCAGUAUUUUAAAUGUUACAUAUUUUCCAAAAGCAAAUUUUCUUUGAUUACUGCAAUGGGAGAUCAUUUUUCUUUGGUUUACCUUGCAGUUUUCUUAGCAAUUAGAAAAAACGCAGAGCAAACGGAAAAGUUUACGGCAAUAACGAUUAAAUUUGUUGAGCGUAAUAUAGUUAGUUUGUUUUUCAAUAAGUUUGUUCAUAUGAAAUUUCUUCAAAAAUCGUAAAUAUUACGGCAUUUUAUAUUUUGUAAUUUGCAUAAUAAUGAUAUCCGGAACGGCGUAUUACAUUAUUUCCUGUUACAGAGCACAAAUAAGUACCUAAUCAUUUUAAUUAAUUGCUAAUUCGUUCUGAUUUUUAAAACUGCGUGAUAAUAAUUACGGAAUAGGAGUUUACUAUAAUAAUUGUAUAAACACGCACAUAUAUAUAUAUACGUACCUGUACGAUCGCGAUGACGAAGAGACCAAAUUCGAAAAUUAUGUCUCUUAGAAACUCGUUUUCGAAAUUCGCUCAAGGACAUCCGGGAAUCUAUCGCUGCAUGCAGCAUAUCCGUGGAUGACUGUAUGUCCGUAUUUUUUUUAUUUUUUUUUUUCAUACGCGGGCAUAAUUUUACUUUCUUCGGCCACAACCGGUAUCCGCGAUGAUUUCUUAUACGUUCCGGACUCGGGCCUAAAUUGUGUACAAUAUAUAAUGCCUAGAGUGUACAACAAUAAUAUUAUAAUUGCAUACGUUCGACAUUUGUGAUUCUAAGACUGUCCAAAAAAAACGAUUAAAAUAUUUCCCGUCAUAGUUUUUAACAUGCCUAAUUAAUUGAUUAGCUGUGUAUCGGCGGGCAAACUCGCAAUUAAUAACGGUAAUUAUUGACUCGAGAUAAAUAAACUAAAAAAAGAGGGUUCUGUUAAAAUUCAACGAAAAAUACAAGUUUAACUCGUUCAGUUAAAAAAAAAAAAUUCAAAAACAAAUAAAAUAUUUAACUUAACUCUGGUAUACGAGUAUUAAUUCGGGAUCUUAAAAAUUUGAUACGGUUAAAUUUUAUUUAAACGCAUCGUAAUAUGUAUAAAAAAAAUUUAAAAAUACCGCCUCAAAAAUUCAAUCUAGAUCUAUUAUACUUAACCGGAUCUAGAUGAAAAUAUGACUAAUGAAAAAUCGAGUUAACACAAAAAGGAAACUAAACCGGUCAAAUCGGUUAUAUUAUAGUCGACGACAAUUAUAAUUAACUAGGUAGUUAAUGUUCACUGCAACACAUAUAUAGAUGCACAAAAUAUUUAGGUACACGUUUUAGCUUGUUAAGAACAAUAAUUGUAAAGUAUUCGCGUAUUGAGUUUGGUGAUGAUUGUAAAAUAUUAGUCUCGCGUGUGUCGUAAAGUAAAUGGUUUAUUUAUAAUAUUGUAUACUUGUGUGUUUAACGAUAAUAACCGUUGCUGCUUUUGUGCGUUGUUUGCUUUAGGCGAGAGCAGACCGAGAUUGACCUCAUUUGGACGGGUACUUCCCAGUGCCAGGCUCAUUCGGACGACGUUGUUCCCGGAGCGGAACGUGCCCGACAUACGUUUCACGCUGGCCGUCAUGCAGUGGGCGCAAGUUGUCGCACAUGACGUCACUCUGCUCACGGAGAAAUCUGGUAAGUCGACGGUAUUAGGUGAAAACAAUAAAAAAAUAAAAACUUGAACAAUAAAUAUUGAUAACAACAUGGCGUUUGGUGGAGCGGCCGACAGGCGUUUUCUAGUCACUGGUCGACUGACUUGACGAAAAAAAUAACACUCGUGAGCAGCGAAGCUCCGUCUCUACAGAGACGAGUUUUUGCCAUAUUAUUGCCGUCACUUAAUUCGAAUCUGUAUAUAGAGGUGUUAAAAAUCCGGCAUUUCCUAUAAAAUAAUGAAUUUCGGACUUACAAAUGACGGGAACAAGGAUUAAGAGUUGAAACCGCCAAAUCCCUUUCCACGUAUUAACGAAAUACAUUUUCGAAAUUGCAUCCCCGUAGCUUUAUUGGAGGGAAGCUGUAGAGGUAAACAGAGCUUAAAAUACACUCUCUUCAAAAUAAAAUCUUGAAUUCCUACUGAAAUACAACCCAACUUUUAAAACUUCAACAAUACAACUCUUAAUUCUCGAGUUUGAGCUCACUUAGUUCACUUAAAGUGUUUAUAAGUAGAGUAAUGAUUUUAUGCAGGAUGAUUAACAUAACAUAAGACUCUCAUUAUCUCGGAAAUUAUGAUAAACACACACAACCCAGUGCAAACAUCUGUAUUUUCGGAAAAAUUCAAUAAACAAACUCUUGAAGUUUUUAUUUAUAUAUAUAUAUAUAGAGAGAGAGAGAGAGAAAGAGAGAUUAGUAAGUUAAUAGGUUUAAUAAGAUACAACUUCUCGCCACUCGUGAACUCGAACGAACGUUAUUUUUCGAUCGGUAAUUGGUAUGUUAAAGUAUAAAUCGAUUUUCGACAUUAUUUCCAUUAUAAUAUAACCGAAAAUGAACGAAAUUCGCACGCACUCAAUGAUAAUGGUGUUUAUAAUGUGAUUAUUAUACUAUCGUGACGAGUGCAACAGCAGCCCCCCACGGUGUUCGACACGUAAAUCGAUGGUAUAAAACUUUUAUCACACGCAACCGCGGUAUUAUUAUUGUGUCGAAAUCAAAACGAUAGCCGUUAAUACUUUCUGUAUACAGGGUCUAUAAAAUUGCAUGUUAUAAUCGAAUUUUCCAUGAAAUACUUAUUUUUCCAAAAAAUAAUUGACCGAUUUAAAUACAUUGUAAAAUCAUAAAUUCUAUAAUGUUGCGUUGUUCUUAUUUUUUCACCAUUAUUUUUGAGGGUUGAACGGUUACCCUAUUUAUUAAUUUGCACAUAAUAUCAUAAUGUAUCUUUAGGUGUUGAAAGGUGGUGAUUUUCAACAAUUCGGAUCAGAAAAAUAAUAUUACGAGUUUUACGUGUAUACGCGUGUUUUUAAACAUCGUCGUUUAAUACCGUAAACGUUUCUUUAAAAAACUUCGAAAACAAUCAGUGUAGGUAUAGUUUCAGAGUCCGGCCAAUGAAAUCAGACUCAGAUCGAGACUUGAAUCAGUUUGAAGGCUCUUAUUUAAAAAAUUUAAAUCGCACACGUUUAUUCAACCACAAAAAUUGCGGAGGUGAAUCAUAUUUUCAAAAAAAGUAUUGCUGAGAUCCCUGUUCCUCUUCCCCCCUCCCCUCUGGGUGGUUUCAAAAUAGAAACGAAUUUUGAUUGAGGAAAUAUUAUUUUAAAAGCGGUAUAGCCUUUAUUUUAAUUACAUUUAUUUUGACAUUUACGAAACAUUACGAUAAUACAUAGUGUAUGCAUUUAACCGAAAUUUUAGACAUUUAAAACCUGUUUAUAAACUAGACAUUUUGAACGGAAUUCAUUAUAAGAUUUUGAAAGAUGGCGUUUAUACAGUAUACCGAGUUAUAUUGAUCACCGUAAUAAGAAAAUUAGAUGAGUAGGCAUCAUUAUCGCCUCAUUCGGCGAUCCGCCGCUGGACGAAAACGAUGCAAUUUUCACCGAUGCGGCGCUACAAUAACGUGGCGAGGUCGUGGACUUGACACAGUUCCGGUCAUGGUCAUCAUCAAAACUAUAUAAUAUUCCUAUCCUCGUGCCUGCUAAAUCGUUCGUUAAACAGUAGCGUCUUCGUCGCACUGAUCGUUUUCGUUAAUCGGUCCUGUUUAUAUAAAGUUGUUUUUUUUUUUUUUUUUUAUGAGUUAAGACGCACGAGCCCGAAGCGAUGUGUUUGAUAAAUCGCCGAGGUAGGGGGGGUGGGAAUAAUGGCAAUAAACAUAAAGCUACGGACAAAAUAAUAAUAUUAUCGUGUCGGUCUAUCGAUGCGAUUAUCGACUCGACGACGACGUGCCGUCUCUCACGUUAAAAAAUUAUAUGUUAUUAAAUUACUGUAUACUUACGCACUUUUUAUUUUCAUAAUAGAACGCGAUACCCGCACGUGCUAUCUCCGUGUUAAAAACGUAAUAAAUCGUGAAUUCGCGUUCAGCUGAGAUAACUUUGUACGUUGUGCCGUCAGUUUUAAUAUUCGACCCGUUAAGGUAAAAGCGCGCGACCGCGCAGGUUUUAUUCGAUGUUUUAAUUUUGAAACGAAUAUAGCAUUUUUAGAGAAUUUUGAUUGUAUUGCCGUGGCAUAUCUCGCAUAAAAACGAAAAUAUCGAAAAACUCGUACGCGGCCGUACAGAUAACGUUUGCGCCUGUAUGUUGAACGAUAGAUCGAUAACUCGCUCCAGACUCAAAAUUAACAUCCCAUUGUCCCCGCUGAACGGAAAUUCGCCAUACCGCACGUGCGUAAGACGGAGUCAGCGCUCGCGAGUAUCAUACGUCGCGUCGACCGACUCCGGGACGAGGUCUACCGGAUGUGUGCUUAACUAUUUAAUAUAAUUAUAUACGGUAUAGAUUUCGAUGGUGCGUUCGAUAAAAAUAAUAAUAACAUUAUUAUUAUUAUUAUUAUUAUUAUUGAAUUAUUAUUGAAUUAUUGGCCGUUAAUUGGACGCUUUACGCGAUGUCGAAACGUCCAGAUCUUUCCCGUUUUGGAUGUCUAGCGUGUAUACCGUCUUCCCGACGACAACGGCAAUAUCCGAGGUCGCCGCCGCCGUCCAACAACACACACGCCUAUACGGAAUUUUUAUUUAUUACUAUUAUUUUUUUUGUUUUGUGUCAAGAAACACGGUACACUUUCCUCGUUAAUUAUCACAUAUGACGGCAUAAUAAAGUAGGUAUAAUAUUAAUAAUAUCAUGUGUAACGAAUAUAGGCAGGUAGGUAGGUAGCUAUAGCGUAAAGUCGAUACACGACGGUUGCGAGAAACUUUGUUUCAACGGAAUGUAUCACACCGCGUGUCACCGUCGUGUGUAACAUCAUUAUGUAGGUACGGUGUGUGUGUGUGUGUGUGUGUGUGUGUGUGUAUGUGCGCGCGCGCAUACAGGGUCACCGAUUUUGCAUAUAUAAUGCAAGACAGUGUUAACUGUAACGAUCAUCAUGGCCAGUUUCAAAAAAUAAAGAGACAUACCUAGCAAGAUGUGUGGGGCCAUCUGUUGUACGUGCAAAAUUGAGGAGGUAUAGGGAAAAUUUAAUUUAUAUCUGUACGCAAAGAUUAAUCAUUGUUAACGAAACACGCUCCGCUCAGAAUCUAAAAUGCAAAAUAAAGUACCCAUUUAUAAUGUGAAUAAAUUCAUGUUUUCAUGAUUUUUCAAGUUUGACUUUAGUGACGGAAAACUACUGUUCGCGGUUUUUAUUUUUUCAAAAACCAUUUUAAAAACUGAAAUCAAUAAGAGAAAUCAACUACAUUCGUCUCUCCGUUUCCACCUCUGUCUUCAUCACAAUUAACAGUUAUAAAAAGCCUAUCCUGUAACAACCGAAUCAUUUAUAAUAAUACAUUGUUUUCCAUCUGUAUCAUCAAGUUAACUAAAAAUAAAAAUAAAAAUUUGUUGUUUGUUCCAAAAAUACCAAUAGCCUUGUGUUUGCCACCCUUUAGAGGUUAACUAAUUGUCAAAAAAUUAACUGUACCUAUUUAAAUAUUAUUGAUAAUAUUAAACAUCAUUGUUAAUACAUAUUUUGAUUUGUAAAUAGAUUUGUUUUUUUAUUUUUCCAUUUAUUUUGACCGUUUUCGUUUUUUACUCAAUAUUUCACACCGGAUUAUUUACGAUCUAGUACGAUUCUUAUAAGCUAUAUGUACAUUGUACUUAAUAGUUGUUAUAACCCUCGCCAAUGGUUUUUUUUUUUUUUUUAACUACGUUUAACUAUUGUUUAACUACAUUCGCCGUAACAAUUGGAUUAUUUAAUUUUUAAUGUAUUGUUCUUGACUAACAUUAAAUCGCUUUACACUCGUUAAAAUAAAUACACCUUUGAUAAAGAAUCAUUGAAAGCAAAUUGUUUUCGCCAUUUCGAGAGCUAUAUACAAUAUACGAGGUACUUUAUGAUGCGAUUUCGUGCCAUAAAAACGAAGUGUUUUGUAAUAAAUAUAAAUAAAUACGUAUAUAAUCUUUGCGACGACGACUAUUUUUUUUAAGAACUUAAACGUCGAUUUUUUUUUUUUUUUUUUUGGUUACUUUCUUACCAAUUUUUGUGCUUCUGCAAUUAUUUUAUAAUAAUAAUAUAUCAUACCGAAAAUAUAAAUAUAAUUGAUCACGUGCUAUUAUCAUAAUACAAACGAAUCUGUGAAGACGACGAGUAUAUACAGUGAGUUUCAUUCAAACAGUAACACGAAAUAUUUCAUCCGGGUGGGAAUAUGCGAUCGAAGCUGAGUUUUUGUCUUUUGGAGACAUUUACAAACUUUAAUCCCGAUAAAACUUACAUUGUCUUAAACGGAAAUACCCAUUUUCAGCACCAAGUUCGAAUAGUUCUAUCUGAUUAUUAUUACGGUUCUAUCUUGCAAAUUACUCAAGAAACAGUCAUCUAAAUUUCAAUAAAAAUAAUACAAUUCUUUCUUGGUUUUUCAACAAACUGAAAACAUUGUAUAAUAUUUACAAUUUUCCUUUAUUCAUAAUUUUUUCUUCAGACAUUUGUCAAAUUGUUUUUAAUUUUCAAAGCCACGCGUUUUAAUUUUUUGAAAAUGCCGAGAAAAAAUCUCAAUCAAUUUAAUUCAAUAUGGACAUAUCUCUGGCAUUUUUUUGAGACAUAAGAAAAAAUGUUCAGUUAAAUAGUAGAACUAGAUACCUUUUCGAAUUCGACGUUUAAAAGCUUGACUUUUCUAUUUAAGUAAAUGUAAGUUUUUAACCUUAUCUUUAGAGUAUCUGCCGAGUGAUAGGACAUAAUACCUUUUGAAACUAUAUAGUUCCCCAAACUGUUGCAUUUCCCGUGCAGCUCGAUUGACAUGUACUUUUCAACUUUCAAAAGCACUUUUAUAAUCAUUUGCAUCAAUUUUUAAAAUAUUGGCGUUGGUUUGAGGUUGAUUGUUGAAGUUCAAAUUAACUAUAUCGACUCAAAAUAGGUGUUCCCAAUAAAUGAUUUCAAUCUUUCUAAUAAAAAAAAACUCCCAUUUCAUAUUUCGUGUUACCGUCAUUCGAGAUAAAAAUACUCGAAAAAGUAUACAGAUUCAUGUUGAGAUGUACAUCGUAAAAGAGAGGAAUUUAAAAUAAUCAAUUUUGAGUUUAUUGAGCUUUAUUUGUUAUUUAACUUGACAUAACAACAGUGUCGAAAUUUUCACUUGAAUCGGUUAUAAUAAACCUGCUUAAAAAGUUUCUUGAGAUCUUUUAACUUUCCAAAUAUAUUCAGGGUCGUUCAAUUUUUUUUUUUUUUUCUAUUCAUUUAAUUCAUAUACUGUGCAUAUUUUAAAACAAUUGAUUGCAUUGUGGAAUUACAAUAUAAGUCCGAUCUUUAAAUUCGUUACCCCGAAAAGUUGGGAAAUGUCAAUUAUUUCUUUGUUGCAUGUGUCGAUAUUUAAAUAACUAUAUAACAAAAAAUAAACGGUUUUUUUAUUUUAUUAUUAUUAUUAUUAUAUUUUUUUUUUCUGUGCCUGUGUAGUAUUUUUCAAUCGUCGCGUCGUCGGAACAUGUUAUUAACUAUUUAAUAAACGUACGCGUGUUUUAUUGUGAUGUACUUACCUGCAAAUAGGAAAUCAGGAACUACGCGCAGCGGCAGUAGUAGUAGCUAACAUUUAAUCGGAUUGCGUAAUCGUCGUCGUAAUUAUUGUCCAGCGACUUUCACCCGACCGCCUAUACAAUACUAAUAAUAUUUUUGUUGUAUAGGCGCCCGUAUCAAAAGCGAAUUGACUUCAAUCCGCUUCCGUGCCCGUACACGUACACGCGUACAAACGCGCGCGUCGCGGUCCCGGGACGGGAUUUGAAACGGUUUCGAAGCGUAUUAUUGGCCCAUUGCAAUACGAUCAUUGAUACACGAUUACGGUCGUCGUAUUAUCACGAACAAUACCCACUUGGUCAGACCGAUCCAAUUGUAACCCGAUGCCGCGGCGAGUUUAUUCGUAUGUAAACGUUCGACAGAUCGUAAUCGCAAUAAAUACCACCGUCCGUUGGGAUACGUUACAUCGUCUCGAAACGAAAAACGAAAAAAACAUCGGAAACCCGUCACGCCGCACGCGACACGGCCAUUUAUUGCGGGCGGUAACAAUAAUAGACAAUGAUAAACGGUAAUGAAAAUGAAGUGACCGUUUUUUUUUUUUUUUUGAGCGUUCGCCGAUUACAGACGAUACGCAAUCUAAAACAAGUUUGAUUUCGCUUGAAAACGAUCCAGUUAUACCAAAGCAUCGACGGCUCGAUUCAAUAAGCUUUUAAAUAGCACACAAAAUACGUUCGAAUGUUCGCGUGUUCAACGAAAUUUAUUAGUCCGGUAUGCUCGCAGUUAUUGACCGACACGUAAUUUUAAUUGGAUUCAAAUUAUUACUGUCGUUCGGCCCAUAACGGGUUUAGUGGCGGUACCGUAGAUUUCUAUGUACUAUUACGGUACAGGUCGAAUGUAAUUAUAUUUUUUUUUUUUUUUUUAUCGUUUGAAAUUAACAUAGUUUUACGUAACUGAACGCAUUUCCGGCCAGACAAACGGACGUGCUGUCUGCGGUCAACGUAAUAUUUGACAGGCGAUUUUAAUUUACAUUUUUUAUUUCGUUUGAUUAUAUUUCUCCUAUACAGAAUGAUCCAUAUUAAUCACGAACCCGUCGUUUUAUCGAAAGAUUUUUUAUGAAUUUGAUUUCUAGUUGUUUUUUUUUUUUCAAUCUUUUAAGCUUUUUUUUUAACACUAGUUUCAAUGUUUUACUUCUACUGAUUGUACUUUAAAUGAGCUAGUAUAUUUACACGCGUUUGAUUUUCAUAUAAUAAGUUAAUAAGUGCAUAAUAAACGCCACGUUCCUAGAUGAUAAAUCGAUUUGCCAUCUUUAUACCCUUAUACCUUCUUACUUCUCCGGUUUAAAUUUUUAACUGCAGUUAUAACUCAAUGAACGAUAAAUCCGCAAUAUUAUGUAGUGUUAUGCAUAUCAAAAUAUAUAGAGGAAUAGUCUCUUUUCGAAUGUGUUGUUUAUUAGACGGAGAAAGAGUUCGCAUUUGAAUAUCAAAAGUGUAUACUGAUUUUUGAUAUAAAUAAUAGUGAUAAACAAAGUGGUAUGCCUAGGCAUUUUCAAUGGGAAGAGACACGCCGAAUAUUACUAAUAAAUAAAUCAUGGCAUCUUUUUUUUACCCAACUUGACAAUUGGAAUUUCGAAGCUGAAUAAAAAAAAACACAAUUUCUAAUCGAUAAAUCAACCUUUACUGGUUGAAUUACUGGAUGAAUAGUAUUCAUCAGUGUUGAAUAAUCAUAUUUGUUGUAUUGAGGGGGUUAUGACCUCUAUAAUCCCCUUCCCUUGUAUACAUCUCUGAAUAAACAAUUGAAAAUAGUUUUUAAAUAAAACUUAAACGAUUCAUCCAUAUGUCGAUAGUAAAAAAAAAAAAAUCAAAUUAACCCAAAAUCCUAUAAGAUAACCGCUGCAGGUUCAUAAUAAAUGGAUCACCCUUUGUAUACUAUACUUUUGUGAUCACAUUGUCAUAAAUACUAGUGUAACCAUUUUCUAUAAUAAACAUACGUCGUCGUCAACUGCAAACAUACGGAUGUGUUUUUUUAAUUUUUUUUUUUUACAUAACUCAUUUGCUUAUAUAUACGCACACAUACGUACUUAUAAUACACUCAUUGUGACAACAAUACGGUCGUAUAUUAUUAUCAUAAUCAUGAAUAAUACGGUCUCGCGCGUGAUAAAAUUCUGUAAAUGCGUGUUGUUUUCACCUCUUGAGUUUCGGACGUGACGUUCUGUAACAAUAUAUAAAAUUAUUGUUUUUGAACGCGGAAGAAAGCGAAAACGUCGUUGUAUUAUUAUUACCUACGGUAAUUUCGUUUUUGACCCGUAGUCAGUGGUGAACAGUGUCUGGCGUGUCGUUUAAGUACCCGGAAAUCUUGAACAAUAAUUAAAUGGGAACAGCCAAACAGGGAUAGAAUGAGAACUGAAUUCAAUCUCGGGAAUUAGAAUUUAUCUAAGCCAACCGAAAUUUUCUCCCCAAACAAAAUACCAAAAAAUUGUCCUUGCUACGCUCAGUUCUAAUGUUUAUAUUCUUUAUUAAAUCCUACAAACUAUAAGAAUAAAAAUUAGUUUUUAAAAUUAAAUUCACCAUGAAAUAUUGCGUAAUAUUUACAAUAAAUAAUCUAAUUUUUUAAGUUAACAAUGUUUAAGACAUAGUCAACUUUUCAAUUGAUUUAAAACUGAUGGAGAUAGGUAAAAACAAAUUAAUCAAAUUAUUUUAUUAGAACACUUUUACCCAGAGAAUAAAAUGGCCCAGGCCAUCUAGAAAAUUUCUCUCUCCAGACCGAUUACUCAGCUCUUGAAUGGGAAAUCUAUUUUAAAGCUCUACGUUUUAUAGAUUUUCAGCCAAGUACCUGACCGAUAAUUCGAAAAGACUAAAAUUAAUUUUCUGUACGAAUAAUCCCCAAACGAUAAUUUUUUUUUCUUAUCAAAUUAUAUUGUUCGUAAAGGUUUAUUUCCAAUUCCAGGUUUAAAUUCCUAGGUGUACCUAUUAACGAUUUAUACGUUUGGAGAACGCCCAUUAAAUCACACGGACGGAAACGGCCUAUCGGUCCCGGUUGACGGCGCUGCCCGGAAAAUGAAAACGAAAAAAAACUUCGAAUUUCGUUAUUUUAUACACAUAUUAUAUGUGACUACAAAUAAUGUGCAUUUGUUUUACUACAGGCCACACAAGUGAUUCGCUGCGAAAAAAAACAUUUAAAACGUACCUAUCGUUUAUACGGUCUAAAGAAAAUUACAUUUUGAGGAUAUACUUAAGUUAUUAUUAUAUUAUUAUAUUACUAUAUAUAGGUAGGUAGAUAGGUAUACAGUGGAUGUCUCUCUGGAAUUUACCGAACCGUGACAACUAGCGAUUUGCUAAAUGUUUUGUUUUUUUUUUUUUAAUUUUACCUAUUACUCUAAUAUUAUUAUAUGAAAUUAUUUUAUUACAGUUUUACUGUAAUAGUAUUACUAGCCAAACACGUUUGGUAAGCAAAAAAAGCUUUAAUUUUGCAAACCGUAGUGUUCAUACCUGAAAUGACGCAGAUUUUUCAUCCGGCGGUAUUUUUUUUGAAACGUUUUAUCUUUGUAUAAUCUCAAAAUUAAAAAAAAAAAAAACCAAAAACAAAAGAUGAUACUUCUGUUUUAUUCUACCAUGGUUGGCUGUAAGACAGGUACAAAAAUACAACUAAUACCAUCAUAUACUUUACCAGUUUAUCGAGCUCCACUUUGAAUCGUUCUUUGAUUUUAAUGAUUCCAUCCAAUUUAUUGAUCGUUCCUUACUUUAAAAAAAUGUAUAGUAAUCCUAUAUAGUAUGUAUAUUAUAUAUAUAUACAUAAAUACCUUACUAACUUCUCUCCUAUUUCUAUACAGUGGUCUACGUAUCCAUCGAAACACGUUUUAUAGUUGAACAUUUUCCUCCAUAGUAAAUAUUUUAAUAUGUAGUGUUCUUGAAAGUUGCAUUGUAAAUCGAAUAGGUGCUAAAUCUAAUUAUAUUGUCGCUAUAGUCACACGCUGAAGUAAUAACGUGAAGUGUGUCUUUCUUGUUUUUUUUUCUGUUUAGAAAGUUUUUAAAAACGCUUACAAAUACCUAAUUAUAAUAAUUUAUUUAUAUGUUACCUACUACAUAAUACACUAAUUAUUUAAGAUUCAGAGUCGUAAUGUUGUAAUAAAUAUGUUUGUUUUUACUUCAUCCAAAAAUCUCCCAGCGUACCUUUAGCUGACCAUUUAACUUGGACAUUAGUUCAGGAAUAUUUAGGAUUACGUAUUUUAAUGUUAAAUUUGUUGAAAAAUCACAAAAUAAAUAAUCAAUGAAUAAAAAAACCUACUGUAUUUAAGGGAUCGAGUAUUUGUAAUCUCAAAAUAUUUACGGGGAAACCGUAUCGCGCGAUAAAAAGUGCUCGGGCUACUGAUUAAAUUAGAAACAAAAUGUUCACGAUAAAUAAACUGCACAACAUUUUGGUUUAAUUUUUCGAUAUUAUUACAACGAAGAUUUAAAAAACGUCUAACUAUUAGAUUUUAAAACAGCAAUAACUUAUUUUAUAAUUAUGGUAUAGAAAAACUAAAAUAAACUUUGCCCAGUACAAGUUCUCUUAUAUUAAUUAUGGUGAAAACUGUGUUUUUUAGUUGAGCACAGUUCGAGCAGUUUAUUAUCGCUCAUAAAACUGUUCUUACAGUCAAAUUUCAGGUUUUAGCACGUGCCAUUAACUGUAAUUUAUAACGAUGACACGUUUUGAGGUGAAACUAUCGCUCAAAAUCUAUUACUUGUUGUAUCUUUGUUUGAACUUUAAACAUAUUUUGUUUACUAGAUAAUGUUAAAAAUAUUAAAUUUGUUAAGCACCUGGGUAUUUUUAUUCAAUCGUCGAUGUGACAAUAUCGCAUAAACGAUUAUAUUUAUAACGUGUUUUUAUCGGUACUACACAAACACGAUAUUAACAAUUAUUUUUGUUUUCUCGAUUUUUCAGCUCCUGACUGUUGUGCCAGCAACGGAAAAUUAUUGCCGAUCGAAACUUUACAUCCUAACUGUUUCCCCAUUCCUGUGCCAGCCAACGAUCAUUUCUACUCCAGAUUCGGUACUGCCUGUUUGCCGGCCAAAAGAACCGUAUCCUCGGACGACUUUGGAUGCACUCUCAAACCACAACAAAAGGUUCGAAAUUCUUUACUAUUUUGUUUUUCACGUUAUAAGAAACGUAAUGUUACGUUAUACUGGAAUUCUAAAACUCGAAUAUCGGCAGCUGAUAUUUCCCAUGAACCGUUUAAUCACGUUAAUAUUUAUCUUGACAAAUAGUAAUCCAAAAACUGCUUAUAAACAUAAUAUAUGAUAACCCACAAGAAUGCAAUAGAAAUAAUUUCGAGAUAACACUAUGCCAAAGGGAAAACUACACCGGAUCCGAGUAUCGACUUGAGAAAUAUCUAAACGUAAUGACACUAUCAAAUCGAAAUGUACGGCAUCACCGGUCUCUAAAUUUAACUAACAGAACUGCUUGCACUAUGGAAGUACCGUUCAAAUACAUUUUAUAAACGUGUACAAAAGAACGGAUGAAAAUCAAUAAUACCCCAGAUUAGGUUUUCAUAUUUAAUACUAAUAUUAAUAUAUACAUAAAUUGGUUUAACGUUUCAACAAUUGUUUAAAAACUCGUAAUAUUCAUGAUAUUAUCAAAUUAGGUGAUAGCGACUACCCAUUUCCUGGACGCUUCCCUAGUGUACGGCGCGACGGGUCAGACGGCCGGAAACCUGAGAUCGUUCAGGGCUGGAAGAAUGAGGGCUCAAAUCACACGCGACGGUCGCAUGUUCAUGCCCAACGUCAACACUCCCACGCAAUCUUGUAACGUCGCAACCAAUACAGAGGUGUGCUACAGAUCAGGUAAGGAAAUCUAUAUGUACAAAAAGAUAAUAAAUAUUUUUGAAAUUGUAACACGCGUAAUAAGGUCUAACGUUGUAAGUAUUCGGUGAAAAUUUCAGAUCUCUACAAUUAUUUUAAACUGAAUUGCAACAAAAAAAAAAAAUAUAAUAAUAAUCUCGGAAACUGCUGUUUCCAGAAACCGUUACCUAUUGAAACAAUUAUCUCCUCGUUUUUCCCAAUUAUAUUAAGAAAAAUCGAACAAAAAUAAUCAAAAGAGGUCCCCUACAAUACGCUAACUGAACAAAAUUCGCUAUCAAAGUCCACCCCUAAAGUUUAUGAUCCGAAAAAGAUUUCUGGUAGAAAAAUGUAUAACGGACAGAAAAAAAAUAAAUCAAAUACUCGUACACAUAUCAAUAAACACAUCCAUGUUAACGUUGAUACUGCGUUGUAGGUUUUCUUAAUUGUUCAGUGUCUGUUAAUUUCAAUUUCGUUUUUCAGUAGUUCAUUUCAAAUAUGACCGUAUCGAAACUCGAAUUGGUACUUAUAAUAUAAUUGUAACGUAUAAACGAGGUAUACAAUUUUCAAAAUAUUCUUGCGUUUUUCGAGUUAUCACUUAUCCGUAUGGCUAUAUUUUAAAUUUUCGAGUUUAUUUCGAUUUUAUGCGGAUAGUACUAUUGUAAUUUAUUUUAAUAGACAUGUUUAAAUAGCACAAGUUUACUCGUUAAAUCUCGAAAAAUUUGUUGUUUUUUUUAGUUGCUAUGUAAUUAUUGUUUAAUACAAUAUGUUUAAUUUAAAGCUACUGAAAAACAAACUUGGUUCAGAACCGUUGCGUAGAAUUUUUUUUUUUUGCCACGUCAAUUAUACAGUUUAGAGCAUAACAAUACGACAUUAUACUACGCGUAACUAUAGAAUAUUAUCAUCAUUGCAACCAUUACCGUUUAAGGACGAUUUAAUUUCGAAAAUACCCGUCCGGCCUCAUUUUAAAUAAAUGUGUUUGACUACUUAACCCAGCCUAACCGAUGUAUACAGAGGUGCCUACCCGCCUACCUUCAGAAUUUUAUACACACGCGCGGGGGAUUUGACUAUUGUGUUUACGGCCCGUGCGAAUUAAUGGCAUAUGUAAUUAAUUACAAAUUGCCGACAAACGACGUAAACACAACGAUGUUAAUAGGUAUCGCAACCGUUGUAAAACUUGACCCGAUUAUAGCCGACCGUACGUAAAAUGGAAAAAACAACACAAUUUCAAUAUCAUCCGGACUCCUGGUGUUGUCGCAAGAAAAGAAUAAGACCUCAAAAAUAAUAUACAAUAAAACGGUAUAGAUACAAAUGCCGUGGUUAGUUCUUAACUCGCACGUCUGUAUUUCGUUAUUGUUUUUCGGGCUAUAGAUUUCCCAUGUAAAAAGUGCAUCAUAUUAUAACUAACACGUGACUAACACUUUGGGGAAUUAUCGCGGGAAAAUAUUCUCGGUUUUCAGACGUUUUCUCCCCGUAUUAUUGGGAAAUCCACAAUGAGGAUAAUCGAAAAAUUAUUUCUAUAAACUGUUCCCAUUAACUUGACACGGCAUAUUUUGCUACCAGAAACCACGAUGAUUCUGAAUCGAUUUCUGGUGGAAAAGUUGUUACGGACAGAAUAAAACACACACACAUUAUACCUAUUGUAAAACCAAUACGUUCCUGGUCGUUUCGCUCAGAAUAUAAAACGCGUAUAUCGUUCUUUUUUUUUUUUUUCUUAAUCAAAAAUAAUUUCGAAAGUAUUUUUAAUAUUUUUAACCAGCACGGAUAUACAAUACAUAACAUUCUUAUAUCAGAUGAUUAAACAAUAAAAUUUAAACGUGCAGAACAAUAUUGUUCGCUGUAUAUACUCGCAGGUAGCGUUUUACGGCCGGAACAAAUUUCGAGACUUACAAUUGCGCGUGAUACCUAUUAUAAAAUAUUACGAUGGUUCCAUUUAACCGUUGUGUUAUCAGCUUACAAUUGAUUUCUCAUACAUAAAAAGUAAUUGCAUGAUAAAAGCACGUUCGACGGGGGGAGGGGGGGUAAACUAGCGACUAGCGUUGAAAAUAAUCUUUCCGAAAUACGAGUAUUACCAUUUACCACACACGUAUGGUAAACAGCUUCUACAAAACGGAUUUUUCCGCGUCUGACCGUUAUAUUUUUUCAUGGUAUAAAAAAUCAACAUACGUAUAGAACGACAAUUUCGUCUUUAAAAAUUCACAAUGGAAAUUCGAUUUUACCCUUGCCCUCCUGGAUUUUCACCGGCUGGAUAAACAACGACUUCAGUUUAAAAUGUUUGAACAUUUCGGUUAUACAGGUGACGGCCGAGUAAACCAACAUCCGGACAUGGCCGUGUCGCAAGUGGCCCUGUUGCGGUUGCACAACUUUUUAGCCACGGAAUUCGCACAGCUCAACCCACAAUGGAACGACGAAAUACUGUACCAAGAAGCGAGGAAGUUCGUUGUCGCUGUCAUCCAGCACAUCACGUACAAUGAGUUUUUGCCGAUAUUAUUAGGUAAGGAUGAUAACGAAUGAAAUAAUAAUAAUAUUCACAAUAACAUUUAUAUGUGUUCGGUUUACAGCAGGAAAAUAUUGAACGAUAUUAAUACGAAUUCAAUUAGAUAGGCAACUAAAAUGCGUUUGAGUUUAUUUGUUUGCGUUUCAAAACAGAAUCGCAUCAUAUAAUAACGCGAUUACCUGCGUCCGACAUAAGGCACCUAUCAGAAAAAACAAAUAAUAAUAGUGACCUUAGAACUCUAAAGUCUAAAGUAACGGAGCAGAAUCCGUGUAGAAAAAGACUUCUGUAGGAAUGAAGCCAGAUAAAAUCAUCGUGUCAAUCAUGACAUUCUCUUGACAUAUGACGCCCGUGGAACUAAGCCACGGCCUUUUAUAUAUUUCAAUAUUAAUUGAUUUUUAUUCAUUGUAUCCGAUAUUCGAAUUUUUAUUUCUGAGUAAAUAUUUUAUCGUAUAUAAUAUUAGUCUUGUAGAUAAAAACAAAUAAGUAUAUUCGUUUCGAAUACUCACUUUGAAAAAAGUAAACAUAAUAAUAUUCAAAGAUUUAUCUGGACAGAGCUCUUAAAAGUUACAAAAACAAAUCGCCAAGAAUGCGUGCAAAGGUAAUUGCAAAACUAAAACCUCGACAUGUUCAAAAAUUAUGUUUGAGUACAAAUACAGAAAAACAAAAAAAAAUCUUGAUUUUCCUAAUAUACACUUAUUAUGUAAACAGUGUUUCUUAACCUUUGAAUCACAACCCGAUUUCGGGUCUCGGAUCGUUCUAACAUUUUAAAAAUUGGAAAAAAAAAUACUAGAUGCCAACAAAAAAGAUUAAAACUUAACCCUGCAUUGCAUAAUUUUUAUCCUAUACCGUGAUAAAAGGAAUUAUAACAUUAUAUGUUUCUAUACUACAUUAGUAUUGAUACAUUAAUUAAGGGAAGUGUGAGGGGUGUAGCCACACUGUUAAAUUUCAACAUUACUUAAAACAAAUCUUAGGUCACAUUAUAUACAAAGGUUGAGAACUACAGACGCAGACGAUCGAUAUUGUUAAUUAUUGUAAUUAGUUGUAUAGGAAAUAAUAAGUAAAGUUUACUUAUUCCAAAUAUUAUUAAUUUCUGAGUUUCGAAUUUUAUUAUUUUGAAUUUAACGAUUCCACGCUGUUUUCAGGUGAAAACUACGUACGUGAAAAUGGUUUGUCUACGUUGAAACAAGGUUACAGCAAUCUGUACAAUUUGAACAUAAAUCCUUCAACGUUGGCCAGUUUCGCCGGUGGAGCGUUCAGAUCGUUACACAGUCUGGUCCCGUCUGUUUUCAAGUAAGUAAAAGAUGUUCUAUUGUGCAGAGACUUAAAAACCGAACAACAAGUGGCAGGUAGUUGUAAUUUUUUUUUCAAAUCGCGUAGCUUGGUGAACGAAGAUCGGGAAAACGGCGGCACGCCGACACGGUUUAGCGAAUGGAUGAACAAGCCCGGUAUCAUACAGAGACCUGGAAACUACGACAUGUUCUUGAGAGGCAUAGCCACACAACCGCAACAAGCCCAAGACAUAUUUUUCAGCGAAGAAGUGAAUAUUUUAUUUUUUUUCUGUAACAAGUUUUGGUCGUUUAAUUUCAUGAGAAUAAUUGCGGGUUACUCGAAAAACUAAUUUUUUAUAUUUAUUUUGUACUAACAGCGUCAAAUUAAUUUUACGUAACUAUUUUAUUUAUUCCGAGUACUUAUAUACGUGUAUAAUUCUAUAUUCGUCUGAUCUAUUUUCGCAGAUUACCGACUUGUUAUUCAGAGCGAACGGACCCCUUGGACAAGAUUUGGUAGCCAAAGACAUUCAACGAGGCCGGGACAUGGGAAUACCGUCGUACAAUCACUUUAGGUCGCUGUGCGGAUUACCGAAAGCCACGUCUUUCGACGAACUCAGGGACGUUAUGGACGAAGACGUACGCAAAUUCACUUAUGCUCAUUAAUAAUAAUAAUUCGAACCGAAAAAUAUCUUUUAUUAAAAUAUUAAACUUUGUACCGUACUAUCUUCACAGAGAAUCGAACGUUUGGCCAGAAUAUAUCCGACGGUGGACGAUAUCGAUUAUCUGGUCGGUGGAAUGCUCGAGAGAAUAAUACCGGGCACGCUCACCACGCCGUCGUUCAGAUGCGUACUCGGCGAAGGGUUCUUCCGGUACAAGGCGGGCGACCGUUUCUUCUACGAGUAUGACAUCGCACCAGGAGCAUUUUCACCAGGUAUGGAAAAAAAAAAUUGUUUAAAAUUGAGACGUUUGGAGUUUUGCCGGUGUAAUACCGAAUUAUGUUUAAAAACACACUGUUCCAACGUUUCACAGUCUACUAUGACGAUCAUUGUUAUCAAUGAAAUUACCGGAGUAGCGGAAGUGGGAAAGGGUUGUUUAUAACUACUAUCGAUUCUAUAUACAAUAGGCACCCGGCCGUUUUUACGGACGUAUUACGAAUAUGAGUUUUAGACCAGUGUCAGAUUUAAAUUUGUAAAUUAUAUAGAUUUAUUGACAAAUUGUCCGGGUUAUUUUAUAAAGUCAAUUGUUCGAUUUAACAUUUAGUAUAUUCUAAACAAAUACAAAUGUAAUGUGGUUAUUACACGGGAUUUUCAAAAUGAAUACCUUAAUUUUGGAGAUCUUCAAACUGAAAAUUAAAAAUCGAUUUGCUUAAUAACCUAGAAAAUGUAUUAACAAAUGUCUAAUUUCCCAUCGUUUAUUGGUCUGAACCGUAUGAAAAAAAAUAUUUGUAUCCCAAGUCCUUUAAGAUAAUAUUUUCAACAUCAAAAUUUUUUUCCUCGAAUUAACGACAAACUUCCCACACGAUAAUUAUAUGAGUAUUAUAGUGUAAAGUUUAACUAGGCAUAGCUUGCAACUUCGACGAUUUAACACCAAAUCACGUCAUUGUGCGCUAUACUUUCAACUAGGGAUCGACAUUUUUCAGACAAAAUAAAACGUUGGUAAAAUGUUGGUGGAACUCAAAUUCGAAUAAUUGAUUUUUGGACAAUACUGGGAAAUUGUAUUAUUUCAAAAUAAGUACUCUGAUUUUCCCGUUCCCUAUCCAGUUUCAACAGUCUGUAUAAAUAUUCUAUAAUAAUGUGAUUUCGUUAUUGCGUUUCAGAUCAACUGUCCAUCAUCCGAAGAUUCUCGUUGUCCACACUGAUAUGCUUGACCGGCGACAAUAUACAGACGAUGCAACGGAACGCGUUCCUGCAGAUCAACCCAGGGUGAGUUUGGCGGUUUAGUUUUCGUAUUGAAAACAACACAAAUGCAUCUAAUGCGACAAAUGCAUUCGAUUCGUUAUUUUUCAACCCCGGCCGUUCGCUGUAAUAAUAUUUUUGUUCAUAGGAACGCGUUGAUCCCGUGCAGACAAAUCCUCGCGGAAUUAGAUUUGGCGCCGUGGCGAUUCCAGAGUUAAAACGGUACCGGGCAUAUUAAAAGUGUCGAGCAAGCGGGGAAAAAAAUUCGACGUUGCGUUUGUGAUAUAUUAUAUUAUUUGUCGUGUAUAUAUAAUAUUAUUAUUAGUUAAUAAGUUUACCCAGGAAUUAUUAGUUAAGCAUUAGACGUUUAACACAUUAUUUGUACGUUUUAUAUUAGCCGGAUAAGAUUAAAUUAUUUUACUAUGUCACCAUCGGGGAAAAAAAAAAAUAUGUUACCGCCGUUACCGCGAGAUCAUUUCAGACAUUACACGCGGACCGUUGGAUUUCGACGAUUGUUGCCGUUUUAAUAUUUUCAAUACCGUCGUAGUACCACAUUUCUAAACGUGCCAUGGCAAAAUAUCGAAACGAAAUUUGCUUAGUCCAAAAAAAAUGUCCACAUAUAAACAAUCGAGUUUUCAGGGCGUUAAAAUACUACAACACUUACGCGGUUACUGUUUUUCUUUUUUUUCUUUGGAACUAUGUAAUACAUUAUUAUUAUAUAAAAUAUGCUUUUUUUUUUAUGAAAAUAUCGUAUAUACUUAUUCCUAAAUAAUUAGUUUUGUAUUUAAUUUAUUUUAUAAUAUAUUAUGUUAUUUUUAUUUUACGUUGUAUAUUUACGUUGUACCUAACCGUUAAGUAUAUUGACGAUAAUAUUACGAUUACGAUGUAUCUUAUCAAUAUUAAUUUGCGUGUGUAAAAUAAAAUUUAAAAAAAACCAA